GGGGCGGAGCUAGCACACUAUGAAGAAAAUGAGUUUUGGGCUGAGGAUACAAUGUAUCCCUAAAGUUCCAAAACUUAUCUAAUGAAGCCAGUGAGUGACUGCAAGCUUCAAGCCCUCAGCCAGAGGAAACAUUGAGUGGAGCUAACUCACACCACAUUACCAACAAAGGAGGCUGCAUCUGGGAAACUUGUCUGCAGGAAUAAUGAAGUGGGAAAAAGUUUGCAAAGCCCUCAGCCUGGGUCACAUCUGGAGCAUGGUACUCGAAUGGCUUGUGCUCACCGGACUCAUUGAGGCUUAUAAUAUAGAGGAAUCUGAUUCUUUGCUGUUUAGGGGUCCCAAUGGCUCACUGUUUGGAUAUUCAGUUGUGCUGCACAGCUAUAACGACGACACAUGGUAAGCUUAUUUUUGUUGUACUUUGCCAUAGACUGCAACUCCUAGCUAUCUCAGCCAUAGACUGCCACUCCUAGCUAUUUCAGCCACCUUCACUGUGUGUUUUACUUUGCCAUAGACUGCAACGCCUAUCUGUCUCAGCCAUCUUUUCUAAUGUAUUUUGCCAUAGACUGCAACUCCUAGCUAUCUCAGCCAUAGACUGCAACUCCUAGCUAUCUCAGCCACCUUCACUAAUGUAUGUUUUACUUUUGCCAUAUACUACAGCUCCUAGCUAUCUCAGCCAUCUUUUCUAAUGUAUUUUGCCAAAGAUUGCCACUCCUAGCUACCUCAGCCACCUUUGUUAAUGUAUGCUGUACUUUGCCAUAGACUGAAACUCCUAGCUAUCUCAGCCAUGGACUGGAACCUCUAGCUAUCUCAGCCACCUUUGCUAAUGUAUCUGAAAGCCAAAAAAAAAAAAAUCUCCACGGGGUGAUGAUGGGUGGGAAACCUCUACUUCCCCAGCUGCCUUAGAAAAGGUCAAGAAUUAAAGUACUAAAUGUUUUCCAUCCAAACUUGUAUUAUUUACAUAGCAGUAAAGGGAUGCAGAUACUUGUGAAAUAUUUAUGUAGGUGAGCAUAUUUUAAUACAUCCCUUCAGUAUACAUGUUCAAUAGAAAUCCAUAAAGAAGAUAAGGUUUGGUUGAGCUAGCUAUUGGCAAAUCUCACUCAUUUUUAGAGGUAUGCAAAUCAUGGGUUCAUCAAAGGUCUGGGCUCACACACUAAUAGUGAAUACUGGGUUUAUACAGUAACUGAAGUGCAGAUAUCAAAUUGCAAUAACUGGGUCAACAAUGUCAAGUUGGAUAAUUUUUUUAACUCAGCUAUUACAGUCUGUUUAAUUAGUUUAACCCCUAAUACACUAUAGUUUGGCCAAUAAAACACUUAAAUAUGAGGCAAAGCGCUAUAUCUGGCAUAUCACCAUGGAACUUGAGAGAUUGUUCUUGGUGACUAAAUUUGCUUUUAGUCACUUCAAUUAAAUGACCCUAGUUCUUCUUUAUCUAUAAAUAUUUUUUAAUGUAUAAAGUUGCUCUUGGGGAUCUUUGACAUUCCUUUUUCUUAAUUUUAGAUUUAACUUAAUUUCCUGUCCUGACAGCUAUAAUUUGUUGUAAUUAUACUGUGUAUAAAAAGAUGCUGACUGUUUCUUACUGAAUUCUACUUACAGGAUUAUAGCCGGUGCUCCCAAAACUGACUGGUCUCUCAAAGUUCGUGUUAAUAGCCCGGGUGCAAUUUUUAAAUGCAAAAUUGGAAAUAAUCCAAAUGGCACGUGUGACCUUAUGGAAAUGGGUGAGUUUAGGAUAUGGGUGGAGAUAUAUACAUGCAUGGAAGUUGAAUUUGACCCGAAAUUCCUGCCUUACUUUAUAAUGUUAAGAGAUAUAUGCUGUUAGCUACAGAUGUAACAGAGGUUUCCUUUACCGGAUGUGAAUUUCCCUUUAAUGAUUGAUGACACCAGGUAUGUCAAGAAAUAAAUGGGUUUUACCCACAGACCUACAGAAAGCUAAAUACAGCAGAGUUGAUUGUGACAAGUAGAUGCAUAGUGGAUGAAGGCAUUUGUCUUAAAAACCACAUCUUUGCAUACACCUCUACUUCCGUGUCAAAGGAAUAGUCUUAAAACCAUAACCACUGCAGCACUCUGUAGUUGUUAUAGUGUCAGGAGUCAACUGGCCCUAUCCCCUGGAUAAGACUCAAAUUGUUUUUGAACAGUUUGACACCUAAAUGGAUUCCUAGUCUCAAUCUGGCUUCCCCUUCUGGUACUGGUAUUUGGUAAUGAGGAAUUCCCUAUUCCGCAAUAGUGAAGUCAAGUCCACCCAUCCUUGUCUGAGAGAGAUGUCCAAAUAGGGACAACACAUUUCACCUUGCUGCUUUCAGCCAAAUCGCAGAAUGUCUGAGACUGAGAGGGGUAUUCUUUUGAAAUAAAUACACAGAAAAGCUCUGCGUUGCUACUCUUGUUUGACAACAAUGGCUAUAGUAUUCAUCUGCACAAAUGUGUAAACAUACAUGUAAAUAACAGAGGUUCAUUAGUAAUGUCCACUGCAAUGGACAUUAAAGGACCUCUGAAUGAACCAAACUACUUUAUUGAAAUGAAGUGUUCUGAGUACAGUGGUCCUUUAGCAAAACAUUGUCAUUUAUUAGAUACAGCAAUGUUAUGAAUGCAGAGCUAACACACCUCUAGUGGUUGUCUUCCUGACGGACACUGGGGGAGCUUCACCUGUGAGAACAGAGUCGGUCUUGGUUCUCAAUCAAAUGCUGCUCCUAAAGUGUGUUUGAUUGCCACAGUGCAGCAAUUUGCCAUACAUGCGCGCUAGCUUUCAUUUGCUUACCUUGAUGAUCUCAGCCAAGAAGACAGUAUGACUGUGUCGAGACCAGCACUGCAUAAAACUCGCCUUCUAAAUCCUGAUGGGGACGGGGUGGCACCAAAAUAGUAGUAAAGUAGCCCAGGACCCUGGUGUAUAGGGUUCUGGGGGAACUAGCUAAGUUUCAAACCGUUCAAAAAGUGACUUAUCGUGGGAUGGCACCAGGGGACUCCUGGCACAUUAACCAAUACAAUGUCACCCGACAACAUGACAACCAUUUUUUUCUGAAAUGUAUUUAGUGAUUUUCAUCCUAUACAGUCCAAACUGAAUGUGUGUCUUACAAUAGAAGAAAAUAAACGAUAAGACAAAGUAUCAUUGCUCAAAUUCUUUUAUCUGAGAGUGGGAUUGUAAGAUAUGUUAAUGGUUAGUAUCUAUUCAUCAUAUCCGCUAACUUGAAGGACACAAAUAUAGAUUUAAUAGUUAUCUACAAAAUUACAGUUAAGAUUGCAAACUGGAAGGCAAAUGGCUCAAUUCAUUCUCUGAUGGCACAGAGAAAGGGCACCCCCCCCCGCCCCCAAACUUGUUACUCUCUACUUAAUUAAAACAUGCAAUUUUAAGUCCUGCCCUCAAAUUCCCACUACUCCUGAGUGGUAGCAAUGACUAUAUUAAACAUCAGCACCGAUACAUACAAUGAAAACCAAAGAAAAAGUUAGUUGCACAUUAUCCCAAAUCCCUUUGCACAGUUUUUUUUUAGUUUUUAUUGUAUGUAUUGGGGCUGAUGUGUACUUUAGUCAUUGCUGCCGCCCAGGAGUAGUGGGAGUUUGAGCGCAGGGCUUAAUUUUGUAUGUUUGUGUUUGCUUCUGUAUUACACAGCCUUGUUACAGUGCUGCUGCCCACCCCAUGUGUUCCAUAUUAAGGGUUAAUAAGUGUGUAGGAAUUUAGAAAAAAUACCCCUCUCUGUCUCACAAGCAAUUUUGCCUUUUAACUUAAAGAAACAAGGUGAAUUGUUAGUGAAGGGCUCACCUAAGAGGUUUUGCCUUGACAUGGCAGGUGAGCUUACACAUUGCUAUUGGAGUAUCUACCUGGUUAACCUAAUCAGAUGCCUUUCCCUGUUCAAAUCCAACUGCAUCUUCAAUCCUCACAAAAGAGUAGAAUAGAAACGGCAGAUAUAAUUAUAAUAGACACAUGUUCUCUUUUCACACACUUAUCAGCAGUCCUUACAAUGCCAAUAGUUUUUUAUUUUGUUUUGUUAUUUUACAACAAAAACUAGGGGGCAACACACCUGUCUCUCUGGACCAAUCUCCACUGGCAUUGCUAACUACUGAGUAAAAGGGACACUAUAGUCACCUGAACAACUUUAGCUUAAUGAAGCAGUUUUGGUGUAUAGAGCAUGCCCCUGCAGCCUCACUGCUCAAUCCUCUGCCAUUUAGGAGUUAAAUCCCUUUGUUUAUGAACCCUAGUCACACCUCCCUGCAUGUGACUUGCACAGCCUUCCAUAAACACUUCCUGUAAAGAGAGCCUUAUUUAGGCUUUCUUUAUUGCAAGUUCUGUUUAAUUAAGAUUUUCUUAUCCCCUGCUAUGUUAAUAGCUUGCUAGACCCUGCAAGAGCCUCCUGUAUGUGAUUAAAGUUCAAUUUAGAGAUUGAGAUACAAUUAUUUAAGGAAAAUUACAUCUGUUUGAAAGUGAAACCAGUUUCUUUUCAAGCAGGCUCUGUCAAUCAUAGCCAGGGGAGGUGUGGCUAGGGCUGCAUAAACAGAAACAAAGUGACAACUCCUAAAUGACAGUGAAUUGAGCAGUGAAAUUGCAGGGGAAUGAUCUAAAACUGCUUUAUUUAGCUAAAGUAAUUUAGGUGACUAUAGUGUUCCCACAAGGUGGUGCGAUAGCUUUCAUUACGGUGGGGAAUCUGUUGAUCCCGGUGUGGCUACUCUGGGGACAAAUGGAUUUACCUGGUCAACUGACCAUGAAGGAUGUUGCGGUAUGGAGAAUGGACCCUUUAGGUAAUCCCAGCUCCCGUAGUAGGUGAUGCGCCUCGGAGAGGUGAGUGGGUCUUGCCUCCCUUUUCAACUAGGAGCCUGUGUAUGCCCCAUUUGUAAGGCACAUUGUGUUCCCGUAAGUGCUGGGUGAGUUGGCAGAGAGAUUGCCUCCAGACAAUGGUGUGGCAGGAUAUAUCCCUGAAGAAGGUUAAUCUGUGGCUUUCAAAUGCUGUGGUAGGGGAGCCUCUUGUCAACGCCAGAAUGGUACCUCUGUCAUAGUCCCAAACAAAUUUAACCAGAAUGUCUCUAGAUGUCAUGAGGGGGCACUGGGGGCCUUAGGCAAUCAAAAGCAAUGGUCCAUUGUGACCUGUUUUACCUGUUUUGGGGGCAGCAAUGUGGAAAAGAGUCGUCAAAUAUAAUGGGUAGUUCUUCAGUGGUUAUGUUUUCAAGGACCCCCUUGAUUCUCACAUUUCUCAACUUAAUCUUGUCUUUCAGGUUAGCCAUUCGAUUGAGCAUGUCAGUGUUGCUCUUUUGUAGUGUGCUGAGGGCAGCAUCUGUGGCUGUUUGUGCCACUUUCGUAGUGCCCAUGUCGUCCUCUAUGGUGACAAGCCUGCCAGUGAGUGUGGCCACCUCCUCCCUCACCCCUGCCACUUCUGCUUGAAACAUUGCCCGUAUUUCAUAGAGCAGGGCCUUAAUAUCUGCCUUAGUCAAGGGGGCAGUGUUUCCCCUCACAGGGGGCUCCUGGGUGACAGAUGGUACCUUUUGAAAAGGUGGAUAGCUGUUCCAGCAGGAUUUUCUCAUCUGAGGGGGUAGAGGCCGGUGCCAUCUUUGUUGGUGCGGGCCUAGCAGGCUGGCACAGGAUCAUUCCGAUAUCCCGGGUUCCUGGGCUCUGAUCAGCCUGAGUUUUUUUGGAGUGCUGCCCCAUCGGCUGCGGAGCAGGUAAGUCCGCAAUCUGGGAACUGACUGCAGGUUAUUAAUGUUGGUAAUCGCUACUUUCUAGCCGGUCUGCCUGGAGCUCCUGCUGCAUGCAUCCGACUAGUGAGGCAGCUGGCUCUGCCCCCAGUGAAUUCCACAUUUAAGUCCCAAGUAGUUGAAUGGAAAGCAUAGCUGAAUUAGAUCAUUUUUCUUUUUGGUUACUUUGACCUUAGAUGUGAAAUUUACUUUGAAUCCACCUUGAAUUCUCACUUUAGUAAAUAACGUAAUUUCUAAACCCUUACCAGCUACUUAUAAACACCACUUUGCCUGCAGCCUUAUUAGAAAAGUAUAUGCAAACCUAAAGUUAACUAGGCUCAGUAGAUGUCAUUUAUUACUAUAUGGUACUCAAAAUGUUUAUGUCAAUGUAACUAGAAAAAUGAAGUUUUAGGCAUUGCUAUCUACCCUGAAUCGGAUACAUUUAUGUUCUGGACAGUGGACAGUGUUUUUUAACAAGUGUGGUUUGCCACAAACCUCCUCAAAGUAUUUCUGGCUCACUGAUUGAAAACCAUUCUAGAAUGUUUAUAUAUCCAUUCUAAUAACUGUCGUUCUGUAGGUAAAGAUGUUUAAAGAGUUAUAGGCUGGUGAAGCCGUUUUAUUCUUGAUUUUCCCAAUACAGAAAUGUAUUCAGGUUAAACUUAGGGUACACCAUUCUUUAACUUGUGUUUUUAUUAUACAGAAGGUUAUAUUUCACCUCCACUCCCCUCCCCACAGCAUUUUCUUGUAAAAGUUUCACUUCCUUUAUGUGUGAAAUGUAGAUGUUUAAUUAAAUGCCAACAGGUCUAAAAAUCUUUUAUUUUAGUUUUUCAUUCGUAAAACAUGCUUUAUAUUGACAGGUAAAAAAAAAUGCCCGAUCUAGUUAGCCAUUUAGCCAUUGGCAUGUAAUAGAAAGUUCAUUCCAAACUCUGUAACAAUGUUAGCGCAUUGCACAGUUCAUGGUGCAGAGAGGGACUUGUCACUGCACCCAGGGACACUCUGCACCUACAGCUGUAAGUGCCAUUUCUGUGUGUGAUCUUAAAUGAGGACAUUUUACUUUGUUCAAGUUGUGUUUAUGGUGUGCGAGUUCCGACUUUCCUGCUAAGUACUAACCACAGCUGCUUUCAUGCGUGGCCAUGGACUUAAAGGAAUUCUAUGCGCCAAUCAAUUAACAAAAUUGCGACAUUCCAAAUAUAUAUUAUUUAAUACAAACUAACAGUAUUUCAAGAGUAAGCUCUGUCGCAAUGACAAAAACAUAAUUCAUUGUCCCAUUUUACAAUCAAGUACACAAUCGAGCUGCUGCAUGCCCUCGUAGAAGUGAUAAGCUUUCUUUCAUUAAAUUAGCAUCAAUGAAGCUACACACAAGCUAACAGAACCCACUCUAUGAUACUAUUGCCUUGCACAGAUACCUUAAUUCCUGGCUUUUAUGAAUGAGGCUAUUUGUUGCCAGGUCUGACACACUUGGAACUGUUUAGAAAGACCACAGGUUCAGUGUUUGCUUUUCAAGUGACGUGGAAAAUGGUUGAUCAACUUAUUUUUUUUGGUUGCUGGUUUUUGGUUGUUAGAGAUAUUUCUACAGAAAGCGAUACUGUUUUCUCUUCCUGCAGUAAACGGCCAUGUGACUGCCCUUAAAUCUUUUUCUUUGUUUCAACACAUCCCUGUAAGCAGAGAAUGGUCUGUAAUUAACCUGAGCAUUUACCAUAACAGAGAGCCUUUACGAUGCUUAAUGACUACAUACUCUUUCUUUACACCAAACUAGGUUUUGUUUUCUGGAUUUAAUUUCCUGUACAUAAAAACGGGGUUCUCUUUUUCUCCUGACCUAAGAUCAGAUGCAUUCCACAAAGUAUAUUAUACAAAAAAAAUGUAAGACUAAUUUUAGCCUUACUCGUAUUCUAAAUAAAACAAAGUCUAAUCUUCAAGUCCCAGCAUAAAAUCUCAGCAACUGGGGAAGUGUGGGAAGUGCAAUUGACCUGUCAAUGCAGUAUUUCUCCCCACCAUAACUUUCUUGGUUUGUGCUUCACAACUAACGCCAAGCCUCAAUAGCCAGUAACCAACCUCAUGCUGAUGAGUUGAAUUAACAAAGAAACAGCUGUCCAUGAGUGGUUCACUAGCUUUCAUCUCUUCCUGAGUUGUGUUUCAAAUGUGUUGUGUACAGCAGACACAAACUCCAAGGAAUUCAUGUUUAAAAUGGAAAGAGGCAAAAAGGUGAUUCUUUAUUGAAUAAUUUGCGUAUGCCUACCCAGAAUCCCUUGCAGUAGUAACAUCACUGCAAAGUUGAGAUUUCUGUGGGAAAAGCAAGUCGUAUGGCUUAACUUGGGUGGGCAGAUCUAUGUUUAUUUAGUAAGGACUGUCAAUACAUCGCUAAAGACAAAAACAAAAUGUGCAUGAAAAUAAUCACUCGGGAGUUUAAGUAUGAGUUGCUUAUUUUUCUAUUAAACCAUUUACACAUAAACAGCUGAUUGCAAGUAUCCACUCACUUUAUAAUAAGUGAUCUUUCAUCAUACUGCUCGCUUCCUUUUACACCAUGUCCACUUCUCUUGGAAUUCCUUCUUCCUCAAACCAAACUAGCGGCCUGUUCUUCCUUUUCUCUUCGGUUGUAUCUCAUUUCUUGAUAUAAGGCCCAAUGAUCAUUGACAAUUUGACUGAAAUAGAAGCCAUGUGUAUUAUAUGUCUGAGAUGAACCUCAAAACAUCUGUGAAUGUCAGAGCGUGGUUUCCUCAGCUGAUUCUUCAAGUAUUUUGCAUUCAGUUGUACAUGAAGCAGAGCUGUCAGCGUUUAACCGAAAACUGUGAUAAAAUAAACAUCACUUCAAUAGAUAUUCCUCAAAGCAAAUGUUGAAAUCCACACUUUUAUAUCAUGGGGAAAAAAGACACUCUGAAGUGCGCUAUGUGUUUGAAGUGUUCCUUUAAAUGUUUUUUUUUUCUUUCUAAAAACUUUAUCUAUAGACCUACUAUAAAUAUACAAGGGACAAAAAAUGAUACAAUGGUUAUGAGAUGAAUUGAAGAAAUAGGAAGAAAAGAGAAUUAGAUAUUUGGGGGGGGGGAGGGGGAAACAAUUCAUCAUGGGCCAAGCAGUAGAAAAUAAAAUAAAAAAGGGUUUGUGGUACACCAAUUAUCACGUGGACACUGUACUAAACCUGUGAUUUAUAUAUUUGUUUAUUUAUAAAAUAUUUUACCAGGAAAGAUACAUUGAGAUUUCUCUUGUUUUCAAGCUUGCCUUGGGUCCACAAAACAUUGCAUUGUAACAAUAGGAUACAAUAUUAUAAAAAAUACAAUAUACAAACUAUAAAUAUUUAUAUAUACAGACGUACAUAUAUAAAUUUAAUUUCCUGUUUAUCAAACGAUAGCAGACACAUCUUAUGAUAUAUCCUUUCACGAUUGUUCAUUUUGGCAUCUACAUGGCACCAAUUUAUUCUGCAGCACUUUACAAUAUUAUAAAAAGUGGGAAAUGUAACAAUAAAUUAGACAAUUGUAAAAUAGGUUGAUGAGUACCCGGCUCCAACGAGCUUCUAUAAUAUAUCAUCAAUUGAUUUCCUCUGCUUUUUGAAAUGAAGAGGAUGGAGAGAUGUUCUAAGGCUCUCUCAUCAUCAAAACUUUUGCAAAUAUGCAAAGUUAAUAUCAUGCUUAUAGUGUUACAGUGACGCUUUGACAGUUGUGCUGCUGAAAUGAUCUAUUUUUAAAAUAUACUCAAUACACAAAAAAAAAGGAAUCUGCGCAUAAAUACAAAACAGAGAAUUGUAUGUGUGCACUGAUUAAUUUUUGUGUACAUGUAGCUGGUGGGUUCUGACGGUAUUAUAUAUAGUGCCAGUUAAGUAAUGAAAUUCACAAGAGGCAGUAUUGUGAAAUCUGAGAACCCGUAAAAGCUGUUGUAACUUUGGAAAUUUUAAAAGGUAAACAUUUUAUUAGUGUUUGCAAUUUUCUUCCAUUUUCCAACAAAAGAAAACAGGAAGUAAUUCCACUAAAUCUAAAAUACUGGAAACGGCUUUCACAGCAACUACGGCACAUGCGCAACUGUGAACUGUUCUACUGAGACAAUGCCCCGGAGUGUAUGAGACUACAUGUUCAUCUAAUGAUUCAGUGGAAGAGGUCACUGCAUUUAUACAAUGUUGCACUGGCAUUGGAACUAGUUUGUCACCCUCCUAGGGAAGAAUGUCCCUGCAUGGGGACGCACUAUGUGCUCGCUAUGCUAUGCAGGACUAAUCAGAUAAAUAGGUGAGAAGAAUGUGGUGGGUUGCCACAACAAAUUGAUUUCUGAAGUUAUAUAUUUAUUUCAUUUACAUUAACCACAAGCAUGAAACUCUCAUGAAAGGUUUAGUUCUGACAAUACGGCUGCAGCAAACAAACGUAUGAGUGGCUUAGGUGUGAUAAUAAAAGGCGAGGAGGGUCUUCUGCAAACCCUGUCUGUAUGUUUUACAUCCUGCUAAGGAAAUGUCUUUAAAUAUUUAUCUUACAGCGUUUCUACAUCAGAUUUAACAUUUCCAUUGAGAUAACUCGUAUCUCAGUUUCUUAUCCCAUACACUGACUGCUGACGAAAUCCUUGGUGAUACAAUGAAAUCUACACAUAAAGUAGUUCAGAGGAAGCGGCUCAGUCACCCAUACUGUGAAAGCAAAUGUAUCCUCUUAAAGGGAAACUAUAGUGCUAGGUAAACAAACCUAGUGCCCCCUUCCGUUGCGCUCCCCCACCCGUGGUGAUAUCACUUGCCUGAUUCUGAUGUCACUCGGUGCUGAUUCAGGCUCCACCUCUGCUCCUCCUGUGCUGACGUCAGCCGGCAAGGGGGGGGCUUAUGCGCAAGCGGGGCUAUCACCGCAAUCGCAUGAUGACUUUCCCCAUAGUAAAGCAUUGUAUAAUACUUUCCUAUGGAGUUUUGGGUGAUGCUCGAUGUCCUCAACCACCCAGAAGUCCAUCCAUAGACAGCCACUAGAGGUAGAGCUAAUCCUGCAAUGUAAUUACUGCAGUUUACAUUACAAUUUCCACUUUAAGGGCCUGGGACACUGCACCCAGACCACUUUAAUAAGCUGAAGUGGUCUGGGUGCCUAUAGUUGCUUUUAAGAACCAAUAAUUAUCUAUGCAGUCAAAACCUCUUUAAAGAUCCUGAUGUCAAAAUGGGUUUGGUGCACUCACCUAUGAUGGCAGACCGUGCAGACCUAGAAAUGAUAAAUAGUGCAUGCCAAGCUGGCAAAAGGUCUCCAGGUGCAAGCUUGCAAAAUGUAGAAUUUGGUCCUUCAAGGAGAAUUGUAAUUUAUACUAUUGAAUAACACAUUUUUAAUAAAAAUCAUCUAUAAUUUACCCAUUUUAUGAGAUGUUCUGUUUUCGUUUUAAAUGUAUAUCGAAUAUUUAGCAAAUUGCAUAGUAAUCCAGAUCAGACUAGGCAAAUUAAGAGGGGAAAUAAAAAAAACAUUGUUUUGUUUCUCUUCUCUGUAUGUUUUCUAUAUAAUGAAGGCCAGUUUCAAAGGGCAGAGCUUACAACAAUGUUUGACAGGGAGGCGCCCAUUUACUGUGUCCCUUUAAGAAAGUAACUUGACCAAUAAGAUUAUACUUCAACUCAUUUAAAUUUGUGUAAAAUAUUCCAUACUCUUUAAAAAGCAUAGCAUUUUAUUCCCAAAAGUAAUUUGAGAUAACACUUUUUUCCCCACUUGGAAUUAAUAGAAAAGAUUGUUCAUUAUAACCGUAACAUAAUUAUUUUAAUUUUAAAAACUACAAACUAUCUAUACAUUAAUUUAUUAUUAUUUAAUAUAUUAAUGUAUCUGAAGUGUCUACAUAGUAAAGUAAACCUUGUUGCCAUUUUUAUGAUUGAAAAUGAUGUGUCAGUUUUCCUUACAUCAAUUUAUGGUAAUCCGAGCAUCUGAAAAAAAUCUUAAAUUAUUAAAGGAACACUAUAGUCACCUAAAUUACUUUAGCUAAAUAAAGCAGUUUUAGUGUAUAGAUCAUUCCCCUGCAAUUUCACUGCUUAAUUCACUGCCAUUUAGGAGUUAAAUCACUUUGUUUCUGUUUAUGCAGCCCUAACCACACCUCCCCUGGCUAUGAUUGACAGAGCCUGCAUGAAAAAUAAGUUUAAUCACAUACAGGAGGCUCUUGCAGGGUCUAGCAAGCUAUUAACAUAGCAGGGGAUAAGAAAAUCUUAAUUAAACAGAACUUGCAAUAAAGAAAGCCUAAAUAGGGCUCUCUUUACAGGAAGUGUUUAUGGAAGGCUGUGUAGUCUCAUGCAGGGAGGUGUGACUAGGGUUCAUAAACAAAGGGAUUUAACUCCUAAAUAACAGAGGAUUGAGUAGUGAGGCUGCAGGGGCAUGUUCUAUACACCAAAACUGCUUCAUUAAGCUAAAGUUGUUCAGGUGACUAUAGUGUCCCUUUAACAAAUGUGUGCCGAUGCCUUUCUCGCUCCUAUGCUUCAGACAGUAAUAAAUAUCAGUAAUUGGCCAAAAGCUUGUUGAACAUCUACCCAAUUAUUUUGGCAAACCGUCAAUAUUCCUUGUGUUAAUUACAGACCCAAUCUCAUACAUAAAUCUUGGGAUCAUAAAUAAAAGACAGUCAUAAAAGUCAGACUUGUAAAAUAAGUGCCUCUCUGAAAAUAAUAGCCUCUCUUAAUUACAGUGACUGUCACACAUCCUGCUGGGCUGACAAACAGAGUAAAAAAACAACAAAAAAAUGUGAUAAGCAGCUACAUCCCUGUUUUUAAAAUACCUUCUGCCGGAAACUUUGUGAAUAUCAAAGGUUCAUUGAGUAACCCAUCCCCAUACUUGUUACAGUCUUCUACAUUUGUGGUUUCACUUUAUAAGUAAAUUUAUGUGUUUAUGUCUUUACCCACUAUUUCCUAACGUCAUCUUCUGUUUAUUUAAUGUCCGUUAAGACUAAAUUCUCAAAUCAAACUGUAUAUUUUUCCCAUGUCUGCUAAUCUGACCUCCAGAUUUUUGUUUGCUUUUUGUGAGAGAGCUGUAGAGUUCCUAGGUGGCUGAAAAGCAGACCUUGACACACAGUGUCAUUCUUGAAUCCAUGACUGAAGCUACUUGCACAUGUUAGCUUCUAUUAAUUUGGCAAGAAGCUUAAUAUUGUUUUGGGUGCUUUUACAAACAAAACCGUGUGCGUGUGAGGCAGCCAUACAGCUCUCUAAUAGACAGCCGCGGAAGAGCCCGUGCAAGACAUUUGGGAGAAGCAUGAUGUGUCCGUUUUCUAUGCAUGCAUUCUCUUUGAGAGAAGCAUUGAAUCCACUUUGGAGGUGACUCCCCUCACAGCACUCCCAGAGACCACAGGAGUACUAAAUGAACGCAUUGUACUAAAUGAACGUUUGGCCACCUCAUGCAAUGCAUGAGGACAUCAAAAUGUGACUAAUCAAGUUCUACUCUGUUGUCAACACAGAAGCUCCAUCAAAACAUGACAUGGUGAAAGUACCAAGACCACUUCAUUAAGAUAACGUGGUCUUCGUGCUUAGAGUGUCUCCUUAAAGUGCCAUUAGGAUGUAAGCUCUGUGCGAUGGUCCGGUUGGGAAGAUAGAAAUAUCUCCUAAAGCUAGACUGUAUUUCCCAGUCACAUUGGACUGAGCCCGUGACUAAUAGAGACUGAUUUCUUCUUCGUCUGGCAAUGCUGGGACUGGGGGGAUGUGACUUUGUAUCACUUUCUCCUGGCACACACAGAAUUAUAAAGUGGAGAGAAAUGACCUGAUUGUCUGGACCAGUCACAGCCCAUGGAAGCUAACCUCCUGCAUCUAGAAAGAAUGGAAACAGAAUAAGUUAAUGUGCAAUAAUUGUGUGUGUUUGUAUAACUGUAUGUGGCUGUGUACGUCUGAGUGUGUAGCAUUGUGUAUUGUGAGUUUCUGUGAAUGCAUGUCUCUGUGUUUGCUAUAUAUCUGUGUGUGUCUCAGAGUGUAUCUAUUUGUGCUUAUGUCAGGGAAUGGUUAAAGGUCUCUGGAUUUGUAACUCUGCAAGCCUGAGUAUGGUGUUUUAUUUAAUUAUUGAUUUAUGUAUUUAUGUAUACAUUUAUUUGUUAUGUUUUUAGAAAACGGUGGAGUCCAUGCCAGCCAGAAAUGCCUCUUUAAACUUGAACGUACAGUAUGAUUCCAGAAAUGCACAGGGAAUAUUGUGCAUGCUUUAAUACAAAUCAAGGGAUCACACCGUCACAGAAAUAAUAUAUCAGAUGCUGACUAUAAAAUAUAAAUUAAAUGAAAGUAGGCUAUGGGGCAAUGUGUUCAUUAUAUGGAUCAGAUUGUGGCCUGCAUUGUACGGGUUCCCUUUUAAAUGAAAACUGCCCAACAGUAAUCUGGUUUUCCUAGGAAAAAUAUGCAUCCUGUUGUGGUUUCAGUUAAAGCGUUAACGUCCCUGUAAAAAAGUAAUAAAUAUAAACAUCUUGACAUGGUACUAGUGAUUUAUUAUUGCUACAUGAAUAAUUUCACAAUGUGAUCCAGGUCCAGAAUCAUGUUACGGUAUUUAAAGUAGUUGGCCAAAAUGAGGAAACCUUGGUGCUUCCCUAAUAGAUUUUUUUGUAGGAGGAAUGUAUCUUAGCUUCUCGUAAUAAUAGUUCUUAACUAACCAUGUGCUCUCUUUGUCCAUCUGUGCUGGCAAAACUAUGUUGACUAUUUAUUAUUUAAUCUUUAUCUGGUAAGUGCCACCAGAGCUGAUUUAACCAGUAAAGUAGACUGUUAAAAUUCCUCUGGUACCAAGCACCUGAAUAUUGGAACUGGCGAUCACCUGAGGAAUCUGCAGCCUGUUCCCCUGCUUGGACCAGCUAUGUCUGUUUUGGUAUUUGCAAAUACUGUACGUUUCAGCCACAUUUCAAAGUCAAUAUAUUGGCGGAGCUCAUAAGUUGACCUGCUCAGCCAAUGAAUGCCAUUUAAAUAUAGAUGAAAUUUGUAAUUGCUAAUUCCGUAUUGGAACUUUGGAACUAGUAAUUGGUUAGCAGGGGACAGGUCACAAGUGCCUUGUGAACCCCCUUGGGUUUUGGUCAAACCAUUUGUUAAAAAAACUCUGCCCAAGAGCCGAGGGACAAUACCCGAAGCCUAAUGGCACCAUUACUAUUGCAUCAGCAUUUAGUUGUUAUGGUCCUUAGACUGCCUCUUUAAUAUAAGAGAACCUUAUUUUUUAUCUUUUUGUUUUGCAUUGGUUUUAUCAAUCAGGGAGUACACAAUUUGUCAAAUUUAAGGCCAUAGCAUAUUCAAUAUUCUUAUAGUCAGGAUAAUUCGUUUUUCUUUUUAUAUAGAAAAUGUAUUCUGUUUUGGUUGGUACUUGGUACUUGAACAAUGACUGUAACCACUUCUUCAAACCAAACCCCAAACCACUAAACCACCAGUACCAAUGUCACCAUGGAGACUAAUAGUGAGGAUCUCAAGUAACUGGGUACUAGUGAAUAACAUUUCUAACCACUUUAAUGGUUUUGUAUCAUUGAAACCUGCUGAGAACACAAAAAAGAAAACUGGCAUGUUCACAAAAAAAUCCAAUAUUUCUAUGAAAUCUUUCUUCAUUUAGAAACAACAUGACAUAAUUUAUUUAGCGUUCUAGUUUCUAAGCUUGUUCUGGCAAGCGCGUAUAACACACAUUUAUACUUAAAAAGAAUUACAAUUUAAAAAGAAAUACAUUUGCUGUCAUGUACAAUUGCUCCUUUUUAAAUGUGAUUAGUCACUGUCACAAAGGCUUACCUACUGAGGGUGGCCAUCUUGGAUCGAUUUGCUUGUUUGAUCCUCCCCACUAACUAAUAUUGCUGGCCUUAUGGGUAUUUAAAAUUAUUGCCAUUUAUAAAGCACCAACAUAUUACACAGCGCGUACAAUUAGGGGAGAACAUCCAUUUUACACAGACCAAUAGAAAAGGUAAAGAGGGCCCUAUCUGUGAGCUGAGAUCUAGUCUUUUAUACAAGGUGCUUAGUUAGAUAGCCCAUGAGGUUACAAUCUAAAGGCAAAGGAUACACAUAGAGGGGUGUGCUACCCCAUGCUGCUCCUCCCUGUCAAAUGGGUAAUGGUGAGGUGGCAAGUUGGGGGAGGACCUGUCACUGCAUAGGGAACAAGUUUUACUGUCAACACCAGGCAGCUGAUAAGUUGCAUGAGGGUUUGGCAAUGCUGAAGGACUCAGAGCUGCUGUGAGAUCAGAAAAACCUGUCUUCCAAGCUCUGGAAGAGGUCCCAAGAAUGGAGUACUGUCUAGCUCAGUUCCCUGUUCCUCUGCUCCCUCCAGCUGUCCGUGGCCUAUUAAAGAGAACAGACAGACGGAGUCAGACUGUACUCAUCAUCCUCCAUUAAACUGCCAGGAGAGGGGAGCAAACAAGAUGAGGGCCCCAAUAAAGGGGUACUAUAAGCACCGUAACCCAUAUAGCUUAUUGUAGUUAACUUUCUGUGCCAACAUCCUUUUUUUGACUAUUUAUUUGUUCAAACAAAAAUCAGGGCUUUCCCAAUACCUAAAACCCAGCAACUAAGUUAGUUUCCUUGAGCAUGUGUGACCAUAUAUGAUGCUUUUAUAAGUCCCAUUGAACCGUACAGCUGCUUGCUGCACCUCUAUUAGCUGCUUUCUUAUACAUUUGCUGACGUACAAUUUUACACAAUUUUACAUUUAAAUGAAUUAAAGCAAGCAAAGGUGAAUGGCCAUUGCAUGUACAGAAAUUCCAGCGCACAGCAUAAAUCGUUUGCCCAAUUAAAUUUACCUGGGGGUACGGAACAUGCUUUGUAGUAAACCACUUGGAAAAAAAUGUUAAAAAACAUCCUGGAAGUCAGAUAUGUAAGGAAAGGGGGGAUGAAUGGAAUAAUGAACUCAAGGGACAAAUGCCCCCUCCUUCCUACGAAUUCUUAUUCCAGAAUUCUCUUUCUUUUGUAUCCUGAUAAAAUGUUUCAGCCCUUGGAGAGAUAGAUUUAGAAACUAUUCCAGUUCUUGCAUUUAUCUAUACAAAGUGAAGAGGAAGAGUUAGAACAGCUGAGGGAAGCUUCUAGUGGGAUUAAAGGGAGAUCUAUAAAUAUAAAUGCUUAGCAGGGUCACUAUAUUAAGGAUGUUGGUUUUGAUGCUUAAAGCUACAGUGCUCUUCAAUGUUUAUUUAUAUGAGAGUUUGUCACUGUAAGGAACAAUUUGGCAACUGUUUUUUUCCCCCCAUCUCCCUGGCCUUUUUACUAUUUGUUUAUUUAUUUUCUCAGUAAUGACUCCACAGUACUCUUUCAAAACAUCUGUUGAGUCUCACUCACUUUGAAAGACUUCAAAGAAAUGUUUAGUUAUCUUAGAAGGCAAUGAUUAUUUUCCUGAAUAAGGAUCCAUUCAUGAAAAAAACAGAUUUGUUUUGAUUUGUCAGUGAGCUUUGUCAUAGUUACAACGUAGAACAGGUCUGUUUUGCUGUGUUAUAUUGUUUAGUUAUUAUUAGAUUUUUAUGCAUGUUGUUUACCUUUUCAUGGGAUUUUAAAAUACCAUCAAUAAUUUAAAACGGAAUAGACAUUUAUAGAAUGUAAUGGGUCAGCAGCGCUCUUAAACCUAUUUUGCAUAGAACUUGCUCUACUUCAUUAUAUGUCCACUAUUAUUAUUAUUAUUGGUAUUUACAUAGCGCCAACAUAUUCAGCAGCGCUUUACAAUAUUAUGAAAGUGGGGAAUUUAACAAUAAAUGAGAUAAUUACAAAAUGUUACUGGAACAAUAGGAAGAUGAGGACCUUGCUCAAAUGAGUUUACAGUCUAGAGCAGUGUUCUGCAACCUUUUAGCACCUGGAGUCCGGCGAAAAGAGGAGAAAUAUUUUGCAGACCAGCGUCAGACAGAAAUAAAACCCAAUGGUGUGUGUGAGGGGUGCAAUGGGUGUGUGUGAGGGGUGCAGUUUUUGUGUGUGUAUGUUGGGGCAGUGUGUGUGUGUGGCUGUAUUAUGCUGUAUAUAUUGGGGGGGCAGUUUGCGUAUGGAGGGAGUUAAUGGGGGUUGAGGGGCAGAUAAAUAAAUAUAUACUUUUUUAAUUUAAUUUAUAUUUUUAAUAAAACUAAAAUAUAUAAUUUUUAGAUUCAGCCCCCCCCCCCCCACUUCUUACCUUUGCUGAGGGAGGGGGGAUAUUUCCUGCAAUCCCUGGUGGUCCGGUGGAGAAUCCCUGGUGGUUCUAGUGAGGAGUGAACUCUAGCCUGUAACUCCUGAGGCUAGAGUUCACUUUUGCGAGAACCAGAGCGUUGCCGUGGUAACUGCGGCAACGCUCAGAGCUUGCAAGAGGAGAACCCAGCGGAGCUGCAGGUUAGAGCUCCCCCGGGCAAUGAGGUCCUUGUUUUUGUCAUAAUCACGCGUAAGGGAUGGGCCCAGAUAAAUCCUAAUGAGGGUUAAUUUGUCUGACUGUCCCAUAUUUAGUUCUCUAUAGCCACAUUUGCAAUAGUUUGGAUUAGUUUAUUUAUGUUUUUGAAGAAAAUAAAUUACUACCUGAAAACACCUGGGUAUCACUAGAGCAAAAAUAUCUGUAUACAUAUUUAUUUACCUGUUAUUUUUCUAUUUGGCAGCUUUCUUUGUCUGUACACCUAUGGUCUUUGUUAACUCCUGAACAGACUUCAUGUAUCAGAACUGCAAGAGAAUUUUCUGCUCUAAUUGAGUGAAAUGCCUCAAGUUAGAGCGGAGUUAAAACUAAUUUCACUGCAAUAUGUAUCCUCUUAAAUGGAACUUCUAGACUAGAGUAUUAAUUAUUUCACUUGAUCAUGCCCAAAAAAGAUAAGUGGAUCAGUAGCCAUAAUUCAGAUAAAUAUAAUAAAUAUACCAUGUGCACAGCGCUACGGAAUGUGUUGGCGCUAUAUAAAUAAUGUGUUAAAACCAAAUGCAAACACAAAUGACCAGACACUCACCCAAUUUCCAUUUUGUGUAUGUGUGUAUACGUAUAUUUGUGUCGCGAUAGUUCCUUCUGUUAGGGGGCCAGGCCGUGAGGGGCCCACCUUGCAAAACUGGUAUUGAAUAUAUUUCCUAUUGGGCAAUAACAAUAAAAUCCUUAUAGGAAGUGAGUGAUCUGCAACUACACUUGUAGCAUGGAAUCUCUCUGACUCAUUCACAGAGCAUCAAGAGGAAGAGUUUUUAUUGUGGUCUGCACCAGCCGGUCUGCUUACCUUUUUAUCUUACCUUAAAGGAAGACGAUGGUGUUCCCCCAAAUUUGCUGUAGAAGCGUGAAAAAAAGAGUUUCCAGCACUGAGUUUCCCUGUGCCUAAUCUCUACAUGCAGAAUAAUUUAGAGCUAUAUACAUGCCAAUAAUUAUAGACCUCAUCAGUAUCUGCAAUGGCCAAUCAAAUGCUCCUCAUAGAGGAGCAUGGGAGACUGUGUAUGUGUGGAAGGCACCGCACAUUCAUCCAAAUGCUUCUCAUAAGGUCUAAAUUCAAUUCUUUCCUAUGAGCAAAAAUGGUCACAAGUUUUACUCAUUUUCCUGUGUAAGCGCCUCUAGUGACUCUCUAGUAGACAACCACUAGAGAUGUGUUUAACCCUACAAUGGAAACACCGCCGUUUCUACAAAAUGGCAAUAUUUUGCAUUGCAUGGGUAAAACUACAGGACCAUUGCACCCAGACCACUUUGAGAUACACGUUCCAGAUAUCCAAACCCCACACAUACACAUUCCACUCAGCCAUUCCACACACACACAUAUCACACUCAACCAGCCACACACAAACCUGGGAGGGAGGGGGCCUGCUAUCAGUGCUUUCACAUUUAUAAAAUGUGCCACAGCACUCCUAGUUAUCAAAUUAUAUGGCAAAUAAAACUGUUUAAUUCCUUCCUCUGUCAUUUGUUGAGGACUAAAAAUUGCAUUUGUUUUCAUGUGUAGCCAAAUGUAAUUUGUGGUUCCUUUUAAGUUCAUUGCCAUACAGUUUAUUAUUAAAAUGAAGCAUGUGGCUUGAAUUUGUGUUAAAUAUAACUAGUAAGGCAUGUUUCAAUGUUGGGAUAUUUAAACCUGUCAAUGUGCAAGCUCAUCGUGUUUUACCCUGUAGCUUGCAAAUUUUUUAUUUUUUUUUGCAACUUCUUUCACUUAUUUUCAGAUUGGUGUCCCUUUAUUAAAAAAAAAAAAAAAAAAACUAAUAUAUAUGUAUAUAUGUGUGUGUGUGUGUGUGUGUGUGUGUGUAUGUGUAUGUAUAUGUAUAUAUAUAUAUACAUAUAUAGUUGAUACAAUGUUAAACAAAUAUCUGCACACCAGUCAAGCCAUAAGACUUGCUUUUCCCACAGAAAUCACAAAUUUGCAUUGAUGUUACUACCGCAAAGGAUUCUGGGUGGGCAUAUGCAGAUUAGUUUAACAAAGAAUCACAUUUUUGCCUCAUUCCAUUUUAAACAUGGAUUCCUUCGAGUCUGUGUUUGCUGUAUACAACAGCUUUGAAACACAACUAGGAAAAGAUGCAAAGCCAGUGAACCAAAAUAUAUAUCUCAGAUAAAAAGAAAAACACUUCAAACAGUCUGUCACAAGUUCCACAUUCUCAGAUUGUUUCCAAAACAAUGAUUUCAACCAUUUCCUAUAAUUACAAAAUAGUUACAAUCAAGAUUUUGUCAGUUUAGAUCUAUAUCCACUAAGGUUUAAAUUGUCUGCUGAUCUUGUAGUAAGAAAAGGAUAGGUUACACCAGGGAUCUCAAAAUCUGUCCCCGUCCUCCCCACUCCAGAUAAUGGACUACAACUCCCAUAAUUCUCUGACUGCAAACAAUCGAAAGAAAAUCCUGCGAGUUUUAGUUAAGCAAAAUCUUGGGGGAGGAGAGCUUGAGAUGUUUAGAAUAGAAGAAAGCAUUUGUCCUCAACCUUUUUUUUUUUUUUCUGGAUGUCUAAACAUGUCACCAAAAACGGUGUCAUUUUUAUGUGUUUUCUUAGGAUUUGCCAGUAAAGGUUAGUGCUUUAUAAAUAAAAUAAAAAUCACCAGAUCGUGCUUGGUAAAUCGGUAGAGUUUUCAGUUAUCUAUUUGUAUUUUACUUUUUUUUUUUUUAAAUGCAGCAUCGAUACCUAGAAUGACAAAAGGAAAGCGUGUAGAAAUGAAUCUUGAAAACAAAUAUAAAUCUUAACAAAAUUAACAAUUCUUUAUAAUUUAAAGUUUUCUUCUCUUUUUAAUGUGCAUUAGGUAUUGAUACCGGAGCCGUGUGCGGGAAAACGUGUAUGGCAGAGCCCGAUAACCAGUGGCUGGGAGUUAGCUUAUCUAGACAAGCAAAAGAUGGAGAAAUACUGGUAUGUUCCAAAAUAUAUAUUAUGCUGAUUAAAAACAAAAACCAAAAAAAAACACACACACACUUUUUUUUUUAAUAAAACGUACUUUGUAGUUACAAUUUAAAUUGCAUAAUUAUUUAUCAGUAAGCAACAGUGAAAGCAGUUUUGCCGUGGUUUCUGUGUUCACUUUCAAAACCAUGCGAGCAGGAAGUUGAUGUAACCAAUAAAGCAACAAAGUAGCAGAGCAUGCCCUGAACGAGCUAUUUACGGGUCUAGUUUAUUUCCCCCUGAAAAUUUUACAAGAGUCGGGCAGAUCUCGAGCCCAGCCUCAGGAGGAAUACUGCAAAAUGACUUCUUCACAGAGCAACACAUAAAAUAAACCAAAACACUUGGUUCACAUACGGUGCGUUCUUAUUGAUCAUGUCACUUUUAUUGCUGUGCUACAUUCAUUUGCGAUGCACACUGGUUUAAGGUUAAUUUACGUUUUACAUGCUCUACUCCUCUCUUACUAUGUGACUUGCGCUAUCCCUACCUUCAUUGUAACUUACAACAAUACCUAUCCUUCCAUACAGGCUAUCGCAUGAUAUCAUAUGCUGUAUUUCACCUUUCCAUCCAAUAUGCAAUUUUUCAUAUGCCAUGUAGUUUUAUAUUAUUAUUAUUAUUAUUAUUAUUAUUAUUAUUAUUAUUAUUUAUAUAGUGCACUGACAUAUUCAUGAGGUCAGUCAGUUAGAUAAGCCUGGCGCAGCAUUCAUUACAGACUAAAGAGGGCAAUGCAGGUAUUUGAAAGGCAUCAAUUCAACUUUAGCUUAAGUAAUACGUUAAUAGAUCACACCCCUGCAGUCUCACUUCUCAAACCUCUGCCAUUUUGGAGUUAAAUCACUUUUUUUCUGUUUUUGUAGCCCAAGCCACACCUCCCCUUGCUGUAACUCACGCAGUCUGUAUAAAAAAAAGUUUCAUUUUCAUCCAGAUGUUAACUUACUUUAGAAGUUUUGAUAUCCUGCUCUGUAAAUUGAACUUUAAUGCAGAGAAGGCUACUGCAUGGUCUAGAAGGCUACAAUAGAAGAGGAGAUAAAACAUUCUAAAUUAACAGACUGUGCAAUAAAGGAAGUUAAUCCUAUAGAAUGUGGCUGUUGAAUGACAGUCAGAGAGGGGCAUUGGAUGAUGUGUGGAAGGCAGGGUAUAUAAUACGCUGGAGAGAGAGUCAGAGUGAGAGGAAGUUGGUGAUAUGGUGAUAUUAUUUGACAUUGUGGGGAGUAAUAGUGAGUGAGGGUGAUUCAAAUUUAAAAGUAAUCACAGUUCUACAAUUGCAUGCCAGUGGUGGAUAUGGACUGUCUGUAAGCCAGUCAGUGGUCCUCUGCUAAAUCUGUCCCAUGUUUCUUCUUUAUGGGCUCUUCUGCUGAAUUAUAGUAUGUGCAUCUUUAAGAAAAUGCAGGAAAUGUAUGUGAGUUAUGACUUUAAAAAAAAACCUUUUACAACUCACACAGUACAGCCUACUAGUCUCUGAGCCUUCUCACCCACAAGUUCAAAUCAAGACCUGCAGACUGCAGAUGCAGGCUCUGCCUAUGAAUCAAGUCAUCAGACAGGAGAUGCUACUACUCUACAGGUGUGCUUGGGCUGACUGGAGGGAGCCUGAAUAGAUGGAGGUGAAAUUAAAGUGAGAUAAUUCAGAGUGCGAUUGAGAAAGCUGAAAAUGAAAUAAAAGCAGCUCCUAGAGUAUGACAGAAGUAUUUGGCUGGAGGGAGAGGGGGGUUGAUGAUAAUAUCAGAGCUAUGAUAUCCGGGAUAAUCCCUGUCUCAGUCGAGUUAGGCCUUGUGAAUAUGGCCAAUGCCAGGGUAAUGGCAAUUAUUGUGUGAGUCAAGAGAAACAUAUUAAUUGUAUUAAACAUUAGUUUAAGUCCCAACUAAAGUUAAGCGAAAAACAAAUUGAAAAACAAUUAACAUAUUGGUAGAAAAGUCAGGUAAUUGCCAUCCCAGUAUGGAUGGCGGAUGGGGUUGGAAGUGCGGGGCUUAGGCUAAGUGUAGCCAGGACAGUGUCGAUCUUCGCUGCGUUUGUCACUCUAUGUUCCUUGUCCUGGUGCUGCACAAUAAGUAGAUGUGGUGAGCCCCAUCUUUAAUUUACCCCUUUAGUGGCAAGGAUUGGUGUCGGGGGUAAGAGAGACUUCCUCCAUUGUAGGGUCAGGCGUGAUAGAUCCGAGAAAAAGGAGAGUUCCAUAUUUUCAAAACGGUAAGAGGUUUCCCCUUAGUGGCUGUCGUGAACGCGGCCUUGUCUUGCCCAUUCUGAAAUUUAUUUAAAAGGUCACUCACAUGGGUAUACUUUUGGUCUGCUGUGGUUUGGGCAGGCGAAACAUGCUGUCAAACUGAAUUCCCUUGGCUUGCUUUAGAGGUAAUAAGGCUGCAAAUAGCCUUCAAAGAAAAUGUGGCAAUUCUGCCAUGGUCACUUCCUCUGAAACGCUACAAAUUUUUACAUGUUUUCACAGCUGCUUGUCUUCCAAGGCAGCCAGUUGGUGGGAUAAGGUCUUUUGAACUGAAAUAAGAUAGCUGACCUGAUUCUGGAACUCUUGGACUUGGGCUGUGUGUGCAUGAGAGGUUUGCUCAAGUUGUGAGGCAUGCAGUGAAUCCCCUUACAUCCUCCUUACCUGGGAGAUUUCAGCCGUCAGUGUUUGGCAGAGGUCCGACAGGAGGCUGGUAAGUAUCUCCAUUGUGAUCGAGUCAGAAGGCCCUGCGGUCGGCUGUGGGGGCUUGGCUGGCCCUUAAUACCCUAGGGUGCUUGGAUUGUGAAAGGGACUGUCAUCCAAAAUGUUGUAGAAAUCAUCAAGGUCAGUCGUCUUGUUUGGCCUAACCUCCCCAUCCGGCCUCUACAGUAAGUUCCCUAUAUCAGCUGAAAAAAAUGGGACCGAUCGGGCCAAGUUUUUUUUUUCUUCUUCCCAUCGUGUCAGGGGCACUUUCCCUUUGUCUUCUCUGGAAUAAGUCACUCUGUGGGGCCCAUGUAUGUGCAGAUUAUUGCCCUGAUGUUGGAGCUCCGCAGACCUGUGUCUGUUCAGGGCAAGAGCUAGCUCCACUUUCCCACUGAGGAGUUAUGACUUUGACAUAGUCCUUUCUGUUUUAGGUCUGAUUGCAAGUAGCAUAUGCAGCAAGUGCAGUUACAGGCUUGGCAGUAGCUCAUUCUACACACAUACUCUACACCUCUCCAGCUGGAGACCCAACACAAGAGGAAAAUAAAACACUUGGGUAUCUGUCUGGUGGUUGCCCUGGUGCUCCUCUCCAGAUACACGCUUGGAAAGAUGGUUGCAUCUUCAACCUGCAAUACUUAAUUAAAUAAAAAAUGAAAAUGAACAGCAGUGGUCUUUCUAGGAAUUGAACUUUUACUUUUCUUGAAAACUCUGGCUUUUUGGCAGGUAUUUUGGAGACUUGAUCCCAUAUUUGCUACUGUAACAAGGUACAUAUAUAUCUUACAGAGUUUAAUUGCAGUUAUGUUGUCAAUGUAGGUUUCCAUGGUAGAAGAUAUUUAGGACCUGUGUUUAUACAUACAAUACAUCUGGGCCCCACCAGCUAAUAAGACAUAAAGAUAAAUAAAUAUAGAUGGCAGCCCAAUGUUUGUAAAGCUGUCAUGUGCAAACCAUACUGCUCCCACAUGUCUCUUUUAUGUAUAAAAUGAUAAUGUAGGAUUUUCAUUUUUUAAUGCAGAUAAAGCUGCAUUUGGAAACCAGCCUGCAGUCUUAGAACUUAAUUUAAUCUUGCUGUCAGGUCCAGCUUUUCCACCAGCUGCAAUGUUUAUGGGACCCCCUUCUCACUUUCAGUCACAGUUACAGUUGUUAGUUUUUACUUAAUUUUUAAGUAUAGUUUUUGGAAAUUCAAUGACUGACACGUGCUCAAUGUUUAUUUAUUGCAGGCUUGUGGUCAUCGGUGGAAAAAUAUAUAUUAUAUGACCAGUGAGCACAAAUUACCCUACGGAGUCUGCUAUGCAAUACCUUCAAAUCUGCGGGCCGGCUUAAGCAAAAGGGUAUGCCCAUGCUAUAAAGGUGAGAAUUGUGUAUAAUCAAGAUUCCACAUAUUACAAACCUUGCCUGUAGAACUAUAUCCUUAAAGCAUUACAUUUGCCAGAGGUUUAGAAUUUCCCUUGCUCUAAUUAAUAAAUAAUUAACCAUAUUUGUAACAUUAAGUAAAAUGUACUAAUUAUGAUCUUAAAAUAGUGCGGAUAAAUUCACAACGUGGAAUUGUGGUGAACGGAAAACUAAAUCGCAAAUUUUAAGCCACAAAAAUCUUAGUUUGAACUAAAAUCUAAUUCAGGUUUAUCUAAUUUGUCUAUUUUAGUCUAAUUUUUGCUCUUUGGUUUUCUUUUCACCCACUAUUUUGUGAACAUACCCAAAUGUGUCCAAAACCUUCAAUUUUGAUAAAACUGGUAAAGAUAAAACUUAAACUUCCAUUAACUGAACAGGAGUGGGAGUUGGGAACAUUGUGUUUUGGGGCCAAAAGAUCCAGGAUUGAUGUAGAAUCCCACAAUCUAAGCCAUCGAUUACAGGACUAGGAGAACAAACCCCCUGUCCCGUUUGUCAUAUUUCCAUAAUCUAUAUUAGAGUCCUUUUUAUAACCAUAAUAAAACAAUACAAGGUGGUAAUCCAUGUCCUGUAGAACACUCUGCAAGCACAGCUUACAUGGAAAAGGGAUAUUCUAGGCAAAACAAGCAGAUUUGAUGUGUAGAUCAUGCCCCUGUAGUCUCACUGCUGACUUUUUUUUGCCAUUUAGGAGUUAAAUCACUUGUGUUUCUGUUUAUGCAGCCUUAGCCAAACCUCCCCUGACUGUGACUGACAUGAGAAAAAUUGUGUCUUUUUCAAUCAGAUGUUAACUUACUUUAUAAGAUGUUAUAUCCUGCUCUGUUAUUAAACUUUAAUCACACACAGGAGGCUCCUGCAGGUUCUAGAAGGCUAUUAACACAGUCAGGAGAUACGAAAUUCUAAAUUAAACAGAAUGUGCAAUAAAAGAAGUUUAAAUAUUAGAUCUAUCAGGAAGGCUGUGCAAGUCACACACAGGGAAGUGUGACUAGGGAUGUAUAAACAAAGUGAUGUAACUCCUAAAAGGCAGAUAAUUGAGCUGUGAGACUGCAGGGGCAUGAUCUAUACACUAAAACUGCUUGAUUGAGCAAAAGUUGUUUUGGUGCCUUUAGGGUCCCUUUAAGUCUAACAUUUGACAAUGACUUUGAAUUCUAAACAAUUCACUCCAGGGUAAAUAACCCUAUUGAUUGCAAAAUUCGGACAGUCAUGUUAAACAGGGAACACUAAGAAAAGCUGUAAUAUUUUGGCACUCCUGUCACCUAACAUUGUUGGCAAGGGCCAACAAGAAAAGCGGUAAUUCCAGCUCCUAUUGCUUAACAAAUGCACAUCAUAUUGAGAUAAUCUGCAUUAUUAAAAAUGUGUGCUGAGACAUAAUUGUCCACAUUGUCAAAAAAAAUGUUGUGUUGCUAGUCACUAUUAAAAAGAGUGCCCUACUAUCAAAAACUGUAGAAAUUUGAGCCUAGCUGGAACAAUAGAAAAACAUAAUGUAAUACGAUAUUAUGUUGAACAUUCUGUUCAGUUAUGUAUUCCAUGAACUGAAAAAGAGUGGGAGUUCGGAACAUUGUGCAUCAGGGCACCCGAUGUGUCCAAAACCUUCAAUUUUGAUAAAACUUAAACUUCCAUUAACUGAACAGGAGUGGGAGUUUGAAACAUUGUGUUUUGGGGCCAAAAGAUCCAGGAUUGAUGUAGAAUCCCACAAUCUAAGCCAUCAGUUACAAGGCUAGGAGAACAAACCCCCUGUCCCGUUUGAUAUAUUUCCAUAAUCUAUAUUAGAGUCAUUUUUAUAACCAUAAGAAAAUAAUACAAGGUGGUAAUCCAGGUCCUGUACUACACUCUGCAAGGACAAAACAUAGAGGAAAUAAAAUAGAGACUACAACAAUGAUAUAAAUACCAUAAAAGGUAAACAAUCUGCAAAACAAAACAAACAAUAGACUGAAGACAAAAAUAUUUAUUAGACAAAUAAUAUACAAAAAAUAUCUCGUUGGGCAGAAAAUAUUCUCAAAAUACAGGUAAGAAGCAUUGCUAGCUACCCCAAGGAUGCCACGGACCUUACAAAGGUAUCUGCUUUAAGCAACUACGAAUGUUAAAUCUUUUUAUACAAACAUCCCACCACCUAGAUGGAUUAAGCAUGAUAAUAUUAUUAACAUUCAAAAGAUAUAUCCAGAGAUACUGUUAUACUACUUACACAGUAAAAUAAUUUACCUUCGUAUGAGCUUGAUCUGCAAAAUGCAGGUAUGUCUAUAGGAAUAAAUAUGGCUUAAUAAUAAAUAUGACUUAUUUCUUGAUCAUUUGGUUAGCCUAUUUUAACUAGCGCCACCCACUAUUAAGCUCACCCUAAAUUAUUAUUUACACACACCCAUUUUCGAGAACCCAAUAUCUACAUUAAAUAAAAAAACAUUACAAACAUCCACAAAUGACAGACAGACAAACAUUCAUGCUUCUGAUAUAGUUUUCACCCAGAUGCAGCAAACACUCCUUAAAAAUCGAACAAAGAAAUGCCAUAUAAACUGAUUUUUUCCAUCCAUUGGCUCAACAUGGAAAUUAAGAAAGCAAACUCCAACAUCAGUCUAGAACUCUAGAUCAGAGGUUCCCAAACCAGUCCUCAUGGCCCACCCACAGUCCAGGAUUUAUGUAGUUCCCUGUUUUUUUUUCAAUGGAGAUACUAACAAAACCUGGACUGCUGGUGGGUCUUGAGGACUGCUUUGGGAAAUGCUGCUCUAGACAAUUACCGUAUAUACUCGAGUAUAAGCCGAGUUUUUCGGCACAUUUUUAUACUCGAGUCAGUGUCUGUAUUAUGGCAAUUUAUAUUGCCAUAAUACAGACUGGGGGCUGGCAGCGAGCGCUUACCUCUCCUGCAGCUCCUGUCAGCUCUCUCCUCCUCCGCUCCGGUCCGUGCAGCACCUCGGUCAGCUCCCAUUGUAAGUGUCGCGAGAGCCGCGUGGUCAUAGUGCGGCUCUCGCGAGAUUUACAGUGUGAGCUGACAGAAGAGCUGCACGGACCGGCGCGGAGGAGGAGAGAGCUGACAGGAGCUGCAGGAGAGGUAAGUAACAGCUCUGCCAGCCCCCCUCCUCCCCCCACUGAACUGCCAAUGCCACUGGACCACCAGGGAAGGAGAGCCCCCCUCCCCAGCCAGCUAAAAAGCAGGGAGGGGGGACGAAAAAAUAAAUAAAUUAAUAAUAAAAUAAUAUUAAAAAUAAUAAUAAAAUAUUAAUAAAACAAAAAAAUGCCCACCCCCCACCAAGGCUCUGCAACACACACAAACACACUGCACUCAUACACACACACUGCAUUCAUACACACACACUGCACUCAUACACACUGCACUCAUACACACACACACUGCACUCAUACACACUGCACUCAUACACACUGCACUCAUAUACACACGCUGCACUCAUAUACACACGCUGCACUCAUACACACGCUGCACUCAUACACACACUGCACUCAUUAUAUACACACACUGUAAAUAAAUAUUCAAUUAAUAUAAUUUUUUUAGGAUCUAAUUUUAUUUAGAAAUUUACCAGUAGCUGCAUUUCCCACCCUAGUCUUAUACUCGAGUCAAUAAGUUUUCCCAGUUUUUUGGGGUAAAAUUAGGGGCCUCGGCUUAUAUUCGGGUCGGCUUAUACUCGAGUAUAUACGGUAGAUACAUGGAAUCUCCAGAAUACCCAGGGAAAUGCUUCUAGAAUGCAUUCCAUGGGCCAGAGAUCAAUAGAGAAACACUUGUGGUUACUACAAUUAUAAGCUAAAAAAAAAAAAAAAGCCACAUAUAAAGUCGUCACAUGUAAGGAAAAUAAAUGGAGAGUUGCAUGUUGCAACCCACAAAAACUGAUAUAUUCACUUGCAGAAUAAAAAGGUGCACAACUUGCCUGAUAGUUUUGGGUCCAAGGUAUGUAACUCUAUACCAAGUAAACAGAACGACAUUGAGAUUGGUAAUUUAAUCAUCAUUUAAUGAGGUGUACUUUAUAUUCUGAUUUACAGGAGGACAUAACUUUUCUAAAAGUGAACUUUAAAUUGUGGAAACAAAUUAGAGGAUUGUUAAAAUAAAUGCAUUCAUAUUUUGACACUUCAAAACAGGCUUGAAUCUUUAACCCCUUAAGGACACAUGACGGAAAUAUUCCGUCAUGAUUCCCUUUUAUUUCAAAAGUUGUGUCCUUAAGGGGUUAAAUGGCCCUCAUUUAAGCAAUAAACCAUGUCACUACAAUUUACUCUACUGGGUAAAUAUAAGACUCUCAGACUCCUGGCAUCUCUGUGUUAACUAAUAUUGCCUUGUUAAUUGAAGUAGACAAAUGUCAUAUACUCAUCUAGUAGUUUUGUGCCAUUCUUCUCUAAUUUUCAUUUGGUUCCCUAUCCUGUUAAGCUAUAUUCGACAAAUGUGUCUUGCACUGUGUGUACACUUGUAAUGUAUGUAUGCAUAUCUACAUGCAUAAGACAGGUUGCACUCACCUGAAAAUACAUGUUCUAUAAGGGUGCUGUUGGAACAAUAAAUACAACAUAGAGAACAUAGCGCAAUUAACUUUAGAGUUGUAAAUAUGCAAUGUUUUUUUUAAAUUGCAAUAUAUGAUCAUGCAUUUCAUGACCAUACUACAACACCAUGGAUGGCAUAUUUGGCAGUUCCUCUUUUCAACUUUCUUAAAACGGACAGCAAUAUUUGUAAAAAUAUUUGAUUGCUUUGGACAUGAUGCCUUUUUUUUAUCUUUAAAAAAAAUAAAUGACUGUUGAUUUUAUUUUUGUAUAGAUUAUGUUAGAAAGUUUGCUGAGGAAUUUGGCUCAUGUCAAGCUGGGAUAUCAAGUGCAUACCUUGAGGUAGGUGUUUUGUGUUUCAUUAAAUAAUAAUUAUGUUUCAUUUAAAUUUGUCUUGUAUCUAAUAUAUUUAGAUCACAUGUAUUUAAAUCAAAUAACAUGGGUAAACCAUGCCCUAUAUUGGUAAUUUUCUUAAAGUAACACUAAAGCGUUAGGAAUACAAACCUGUCCCAAGUUAUAGAGGUCCAUUUUACUUACCUUUUUCCAGUUGCAUGGUUCCCUUAAAAAAGAAAAAGAUCCCUGUGUAAAUUAUAACACAUGUUGAACCAUUCAGAAUAUAUAUUGUAUUGUCUUAAGUUCUCGCAGAUCUACAAAAUAUCUUUCACCAAAGAUUAUACAAAUAUAGCCGUGAAAUAAAAUUUGUCAUCUGCAAGUGGUUUUGUUUAUUGGACACACUAAUGAAAUAUACACCAUAUAUAGGUGAUUAACAAAGUAGCAAAUCAAAAUUAGCCCAGAAAUAUUAAAGGACCACUAUAGUGCCAGGAAAACAUACUCGUUUUCCUGGCACUAUAGUGCCCUGAGGGUGCCCCCACCCUCAGGGACCCCCUCCCGCCCGGCUCUGGAAGGGGAAAGGGGUAAAAACUUACCUUUUUCCAGCGCUGGGCGGAGAGCUCUCCUCCUUCUCUCCUCCUCCGUUCCUCCUCCUGGGCUGAAUGCGCACGCGCGGCAAGAGCUGCGCGCGCAUUCAGCCCGUCGCAUAGGAAAGCAUUUACAAUGCUUUCCUAUGGACGCUUGCGUGCUCUCACUGUGAAAAUCACAGUGAGAAGCACGCAAGCGCCUCUAGUGGCUGUCAAUGAGACAGCCACUAGAGGAUUAGGGGGAAGGCUUAACCCAUUCAUAAUUAUAGCAGUUUCUCUGAAACUGCUAUAAUUAUGAAAAAAUGGGUUAACCCUAGAAGGACCUGGCACCCAGACCACUUCAUUAAGCUGAAGUGGUCUGGGUGCCUAGAGUGGUCCUUUAAGAGCACUGAUAAUAUCCAAGACAUAAUAAGACUGUAUAUAGUUCAGUCCGUCAUAGCAAUCUACAGAGUUCACUGCUGAAUUGUAUACGGUUAUGUCCAAGUUAAAUAUAGUAUAUCUCUUUUAAUUUUUAACCCCUUAGUUAGACAUCACUGUAUUUUUCUAAAUUAUGUAAUUAGUAUGUUUUUUAUGGCAGACAAUGUAUUUUCUUACUAGGAUAUUAUGGUUAUGGGGGCUCCAGGAUCUCAUUAUUGGACUGGUUCACUUUUUGUGUAUAAUACGACCAGGAAUAAAAUCAUUUCCUAUGAGGACCGGACUAACACAGUCAAGUUUGGGAGUUAUUUAGGUAAGAUCUGCUGUUCAUUUCGUUUAUCGUGAUUUUUAUAUUUUCAACAUUUAUUUAUCACCAGCCUUUUGCAAACUAUUAACGGCUUUGUAUUUAUGUAACUCGCUAUUUUAUCAUAUUCCGUUUGAUACAGAUUCUCACAAAUGGUCAUGUUGUAUAUAUUAGAAUCACAAGUGCACUUUAACUGUCUAUGUUGCUAAGUUACUGAAACACCUGGGGAUUGAACCCAAAUGAAAACUUCAUGACUCUUACACUAAGAGAGGUGAAGAUAUGUCAAGACAUAUCACCACUAUUCUUUAUGCCUCCUCCUCUCUACCCACGAGCAUUGUACUGUUUGUUUUCCAGUAUCUCAACAGAAGCAUACACAAACUCAACAACAAAGUACAUGCUUCACAGCCAGGUAUUCAAUGCUUCCUAACUAAUAAUGGGAUGUUCAUGCUCUGUUUCUAUCAGUUACCUGGGGAGCAUGACCCCCUCCACAAAUUCUCUUACCUGAGUGCAUCAAUUCACUAUUUUAUAUUUAAAUACUGAAAGACAAAAUAUGCCUCCUGCCUAAUAUGUCACCUUUCAAAAACAAAUGCAACAUAUACAGUAUAUGGACAGAUAUACUUGAAAACGAGAGAAAUCUCAAUCUAUCCUUCCUGGUAAAAUAUUUUAUAAAUAAAUAUAUUCUGUAAUAAACUUUAAGAUCUAGAAUUUUAAAUGAACACUUCAAGUACCAAAACUACUACAGAAUGGUCUGGCAUCAGCCAAUUGUAAGUAGAAGAAAAGCGAGGGGCACACCCGGAACAUGCAUUUCUAAGUAGGGGUGCUGUAAAGACCAAAAUAUAUAUAAAGUACAAAUUAAAGAGCAGCACACACAAAAACAUACAGUUUUAAAUUUUACAAGGCUACUUAAAAUCACCUAUCUUAGCCGACAAAUAUGGGGAUCCAAUUCCACCAUAUGGCCAUAUUGUGUUAGACUCACCACUACAUCACAGUACCCCAAUAUCAGUGGAUUCUAGACUAAUUGUAAGUAAUCUAACCAUUUUAGAACAGGUCGGCUGCUUACCUGGUGUCUGCUUUUCCCACUUUUCUCUUCUACACCAAAUCAAAUAUAUAACAAAGAUGGUAUUUUAAAUUAAGAUGAUUUUAUAGAUUUAACCCAUUAUUAUUAUUUUUAUAUUUUUAUGUGGCAUGAACAAAUUCUGUAGUGCUUGACAAUAACUCUGUCACACAUACUUACAAGAUUGGCCUGACGUAAAACAUAUUAGCACUACCACAAUUUGCCAUUGUAGCAUACCAUUCCCUAUUUGGCAGAAUGAUAUUAAAAACAGGAAACUUGUGUUAUUAAAUAUAUCUGGAUACAGAAAUUAGGUAGUUAUUAGGAAAGCAAAUUCUUGUAAUCUAAACCAGUUGUUGUAGAGGUCACCUCCAUGCAGUUUGACUAUGAUGUUAAGAAUUUCUCUAUAAAAUAUGACCUUGUGCUAAAAGAAAUGAUCUUUCCAUACAUUAACCUGACAACUAUUGACCAUGAUUGUGUAAUUUUGAGGUUACUCAGCCGUUCUGAUUUCAGCAGGAUAGUCUGAUUGGAAUUGCUUCCUGGUCUCCUGCCUUUGGGGACACUUGAGAAAUGUCCCCAAAAUGUUUGUCAGAAGCCUAAAUUUUGAAAUUCUCAUCAAAUCCCUGGCAUUCUCAGUUUAGUGAAAUACCUUGUUUAUGUAGUCAAAGCAUUUUAAAUAUGAAGAUUUCUUAGAAAGAGAAUUUGACAUGUGUCGGUGCUGUAUAAAUUUAAAGAGUGAUUCUUGAAACAUCAAAACCAAAACAAGGACUAGACUGUGAAACCUUGAACCUCAUAACUGAAUAUCAUCAAGAACAUCAUUUACCUAUGUUUUAUGUUGGACAGCUCCUAAAACAAGUAGUGUAUAUACUAGUUAUAUCAAAAUAGAAAUAGAAUUUAAAGUAUGUGACACUUGUAUUGUAACAGAUUUUAAAGCAGUUAUCUUUAAAAAAAAAAACAUGAACUUUUACACAAUUUCCUUGAAUUUCUUUUUUUUCAUUCCAGAUACAAAACACAGGAAGGUCUGUGUAAGGGAUGUGGUUUACGUUUUACUUUUCUCAGCUUUUUAAAGUUUUGAUGCACAAAUUUCGUUCAUAGCAUUUAAGUAACAUAAACACGAAAAAUGUUUCAUGUCUGUUUAAAUAUCAUGUUCUCAGACCCAGUGUCUGUUGAAAAUGGUUCGUGAGUGCACGGAACUCAAAGACUAGUCAAGAACUUUGAGUUCAUAUAAAAAAACAAAACAUAUAUUCUCCCCCUACACUGAUAGUGAACUUUUAUGGCUAAUAAGCUUACAUUAAAGGAACACUUUAGGGGGAAAUGUUAGCAUACAAAGUAAGAUUAAGUACUGAAAUACUGAUUUCAGGAUGUUUUCGUAUGCAUGUGAAGAAACGACAAUGAGAUUCUCCUUUACCGUCUCUUAUGCGAUGCCAUUUGGUUCCUUCACUUGGUACUGAUCUCAAUAUUUGUUGCAGAAGUUUAGCCUUCACAUUUAAAAAGGCAUAUCUGUAUGAGAUAUAGUAAUUGGUAUUGCUAACAAAUGCAUUUAAACAACAAAAAAAUAACUUGAAUGUUUAGGUAAGCUAGUAUUAGCUCUAAUAUUACCUGUUGUAUUGCUUAGUAGUCUGUGUGUUUAAGUAAAUAUUUGUCUAUGAAUACUUGGAUGUUUGUAAAAUUGAUUCAGUAAAGUAGGAAUUGUGGAGAGCCAACAACUGCAAAUUGCUUGCCAAAAUGGAAAAAUUGGAACAAUUCUUGAACGAUCUUUCAAACAAAGUGAUUUUGGCAAACGAAUAACAGCAGCUUUGUGAAUUUCCACAAUUCAUGGUUUACUGAACACCGUGUAUCUAUAUAAUAAUUAUGAGCAAUAUUUGCAGCAGAUUAAAUCUCAGCCAUUUGGAUAGUAAAAAAAUAUUGCUGCAACGGAGAUUUAAUAAUUGUUUAUCAUGAUAAAUAUUGUAUGCAGGAUAAAUUUGUCUUCAUCCUGUAUACUCAUAACUGGGUUUGUUGUGACUUACCUUUUUUUGUACCAAUAUCAUAUUAUUAAUAAGUCAACAAUUGUCACUGUUACAAAACCGCUUAGAAUUUUUUUUUUCCUUAUAAUUUCUAGGCUACUCUGUUGCGGUCGGACAUUUCCAAGCCCCAGACAGUUUUGAAGUUGUAGGAGGAGCCCCACAACAGGAGCAGAUUGGUAAAGUAAGAAAAGAAUAUUAAAUUGUGAUAAAAAAUAAAUUACCCCCUCCCCCCAAAAAAAAAAAAUACUAUAAUAUUAGUUUGUUACUGUUAUCAAAUGUAAUUAUAAAAUAAAUUGCUUUAAAAAAAAUAUUUUCGGUAAAUAACAGAAUUGAAUUUCAAUAAAUAGGACAAAUUUUGCAGAAGUGAUUUGUUUUUAUCAAAUUACAGAAUAAUAUGGCUUUUUUUCUAUUAUAGCAAAGUACCCAUUUUUUUCUGUCUACAUAGGCAUACAUCUUUUCACUUGGAAAAUAUCAGCUGGAUAUUAUAUUUGAAGUAGCUGGAACAAAGGUCUGUGUUUUGUUUCUGCAUCCAUCUUUUGAUUUAAAAGUUUACUUUAUAAAGGAGAUUAUGACUGUUUAUUGUGUCUAUAUACUGCCCCUGUACUACUUAUUUAUGUCAACAUUUAAUUUCGGGUUUAACGUUGGGUAGUGAUUCUUGUCCAUGAUAUAGUCAAUUCAGUCCAUUCCAACUUGGUGACUGAGAGAUUCAGGGUCUCCAUCACACCUCUUGUAGUUGAGAUAAAGAAGGACUUGUGGCCGGUGACUGGAAAUGGGUGAAGCUGUAUACGGCAGGAUUUACAUCAUGAGUGCACGGCAUUCUCAAGUGCCCCCCAAUAUCCUCCUUUCAAACUAAGAAAGCUAAACUGGGGCAUUUAAAUAUGAUAAAAAUGUCUCACAUAAAAAGUGAGUGCAUGUGUAUAUAUGUAUGUAGGGUGGGCAGUAGCAGUGUGUAUUAAUACAACUUUAAAAAUAAAAGAAAUUAAGGAGUUACCCUUUUUCUUCCCCAAUUCUGAGCAUAAUACACGUGGACAUUUAUAAUCAACCAAAAAUUUAAGAAAAAGGACAAUGAGGAGGAAGGGAAUGGGAUCACCACUUAGAUAUUAUACCCCUAUUCCUUAGAUAUAUUGAGUGCAUAGUCUAGUAAUUAUGACAACUCUUAGAAUUUAUUGAAAUAAAGUUUUGGUUAUUUGCUCUAUUCUUAUCUUUAUAAAUUGUUUAGAUAUAUCAGUAGAUAAUAACUAAGAAGACUUAAUUGGGAUUGAUCCCUAUGGCAGUCACAGUCUAUUACAGUAUAUCCUAAGAGUUACUCCUUUUUAAGGAAUAUUAUCAUCUGUUGCCAGAGAAUGAACCUAGACUCUGAAUACUUUGUAUGACAAUAGGAUCAGAAUUGUUUCAAUGUCAUCCUAUAUGUGCACGAACGUUACGGUUAGUGUGUAAUGAUGUCAAAUGCCAGGUUCUCGCACUAUUGUUUGUGUUAAAGUUAUGUUUUAUCUAAACGUAAUCUAACACUAAAAUUAAACGGAUCUGCUGGGUAGAAUGUAUGCACUUUUAAUGUAUAGAUUGGGAGAAAAACACUUUUAAAAUGGGUUUUUCUCCCAAAUGUACAUCAGAUCUUCAGCAUAGUCUCUAUGCCAAUUAAUUGACCGACAAGGUAGAGCGCAAUAGACCUCCCACAUGCAGUCCUUCUGCUCUCCUAAGCAUAGGAGCUGGCUAUGGAGUUUAGGAAAACAGUGACUGAUGUUAAUGUUUAGAUAUUGGCAUGCUUGUGAAUGAAGCCAGCUUGUUGGCAUCACAGAGGAGGUUUGCUCUACUUGGGGAAGCUUCCUCAAGCAGGACCAAUGUAAGAAGAUAGCAAGAGGAGCAAGGACGGCCUGAAGGGGGAGGUUACACAAAAUGAGGAAAUUGCAGUGGUGAAACAUGGUUAAUGAGCAUUAUUCUACAUUGCACUUCAUUUAUCUCUGUGAUACAUGAUGUAUUCAAUGUAUUUAGGAACUAUUUAGUUCAAGUUAAAAUAUUGAUGACAUAAAAUAUGUAUUCUUAGAUUCAUAACUCCAUAACCUCUACUGCUGGAGGUAAAUUGGACUUUCUGACCCAUUGUACCCACUCUCUCUGACCCAUUGUAAAUACACAUACGAUGGCAAGAUAAGUUUAUAUGUACAGUUAACCAGGCAUUUUUGCUUCAUUAGAUUGGCUCGUACUUCGGUGCUUCCGUGUGUGCUGUAGAUCUAAAUGGUGAUGGCCUCUCAGACCUGUUGGUGGGAGCACCGAUGCAAAGCAAACUUCGAGAAGAAGGGAGUGUUUUUGUUUAUGUGAAUACUGGUGGUGUAAGUAUUUACUAAUUAAAUAUGUUACUGUUUAGCAGCAUUGUAUAUUAAUACACUAUUUGCCAAUCCUAAUGUGUACGUGUUGCUGUAUCCUUCCUAUUAUUUACACAUUAAAGGAACCCAGACCACUUCAUCUCAUUGAAGUGGUCUGGGUGCAAUGUCCCUGUGGCCUUAACCCUUCAAUGUAAAACAGUUUCAAAAAAGCUGCAUUGUCUACAUUGCAGGGUUAAGACAACCUCUAGUGGCUUUCUUCCAGACAACCAGUAGAGGCACUUCCUGUAUUUUAAUGGAGAUUAACUCUGUGAAAUGAUGUUUGAUGUCCUCAUGCUUUGCAUGAGAACAUCCAGUGUUUUCAUAAUACACAUAGGAAAGCACUGAUUCAUUGUUUUCCCAUGGGAAAGUUCUAAUGCGCCUGCAGUGACGACGCGUAUGUGCAUUUGGUCCUCUAUAGGCAUGAGGCGGGAGGAGGAGACCGGGCCAGCACCGAGGAACCAUGGCGCUGGAAUACAAAUUAGCCCAUGAAAUAUUAAAUGUAACAGAAAAAGGGAAAUAAUGUAUAUACAAAGUGGGGUGCAUUAUCCUGAUGAAAGAGACCACUGCCAUCAGAGAACACCAUUGCCAUGAAAUGUUGUAUGUAGUCUGCAACAAUCUCUAGGUAGGUGGUGCAAGUCAAAGUAACAUCCACCUAAAUGCCAAGAUCCAAGAUUUCCCAGCAGAAAAUUGCCCAGAGCAUAACAUUGCCUCUGCCAGCCCACCUUCUUCCCAUAGUAUAUCCUGCUGCCGUCGCUUCCCCAGGUAAAUGACGAUCAUGUACUAGGCCAGUGAUGGCGAACCUAUGGCACGCGUGCCACAGGUGGCACACCGGGCCCUUUCUGUGGGCACGCGGCCACAGGUUCGCCAUCAAUGCAGAGUAGGCACCUGCCUGCCGAAACGGCAGGCGCCUACUCUGCUUCCGGGUCGGGAGGCAGGGGGAGGAAUCUGUGAAGCAGCUCCCCUGUCCUCCCGUGCGAUGCUGUGUGGAGCGUUGCCGCGCGCGCAUCACAGAUCCCUCCCCCUCCAGUGCUUACCACCACCGGACCACCAGGGGUGGCUGUGUCCCCCCCCCACUUCAUUAAAGGUAAGAAGGAGGGGGGGUAUACUGACACACAGUACCCUACCCCCAAGUACCCCCAGCAGUACCCCCCCCCCAGCACCCCCCCCCCAGCAGUGCCCCCCCCAGCACCCCUACCACCCCCAGAGUACCCCCACCCCCAGAAGUACCCCCCCCCAGCAGUACUCCUACCCCCCAGCAGUACCCCCCCCCACACAGCACCCCUACCCCCACACAGUGCACCCUACCCCCACACAGUACCCUACCCACCACAGCAGUACCCUACCCCCCACAGCAGACCCCUACCCCCACACACAGUACCCCCCACACACAGUGGCCUACCCUCCCAGCAGUACCCUACCCCCACAGCAGUACCCCUACCCCCACACACACAGUACCCCCCCAGCAGUACCCCUACCCCCACAGCAGUACCUCCCAGCAGUACCCCUACCCCCACACACAGUACCCCUACCCUCCCAGCAGUACCCUACCCCCAGCAGUACUACCCCCCAGCAGUACCCUACCCCCAGUACCCCCCCAGCAGUACCCCUACCCCCCCGCAGCACCCUUACACAUACAACACACACACAGCAGCACCCCCACACACACACACACAGCACAGAAAAAAAGUUGGCAUGUAUUGCGGUUUGGGCACAAGGGCUCAAAAAAGGUUCGCCAUCACUGCACUAGGCCAUCCACCUGAUUUAAAUAGAAAAUGGGAUUCAGCAGACUGGAACCUUCUACCAUUGCUCCAUGGUGCAGUUCUGAUGCUCACAUCCCCAUUGAAGGCACUUUUGGUGGUAGACGGGGAUCAUCAUGGCACACUGACCAAUCUGCGGCUAGACAGCCCCAUACACUGCAAUUCGCUGUGUCAGCAUUAAGUAUUUCAGCAGUUUGAGCUACAGUAGCUCUUCUGUGUAAUUGGACCAGACUGGCCUGUCUUGCUUUCCAUGUGCAUCAAUGAGCCUCUGAUUCCCAUGACCCUGAUGCUGGUUCACUGGUUGUCCUUCCUUGCACCACUUUUGGUAGGUACUAACCACUGCAAACCGGGAACACCCCACAAGACCUGCCGUUUUGGAGAUACUCUGACCCAGAUGUCUAGCCAUCACUGAUUGGCCCUUGUCAUCAUCAGCUGGCUUGCCUGUUUCCAACACAUAAACAAUUCAAGAACUGACUGUUCACUUUCUGCCGAAUACAUCUCAUGCUAUUGUAACAAUAAAAUCAAUGUUAUUCACGUCACCUGCCAGUGGUUUUAAUGUUGUGGCUGAUCAGUGUAUAUGAAAAAAUAUUUGAAAAGCAAAUUUGUUAGUACUUGUACAAUGUGUACUCCUAAAUCAAAAAAGGAAAACCUAAUGCAGAAUUAGAUGAAAACGAAGGCCUCUUCCAUUUCAUUGUUUCUUGUCUGAGUGCUUAUUUGCAAGGAUGUCAAUAUUUGUGUGAACUCAUCUCGCUUACCAGAGCUCUGUUUUUCUUUUUAAUAUUGCUGACCUCCGUUUCCUGCACCCCUGUGAGAAUUCUCUGCUGUGCUUCCUUCUUGCCCCAAACAAGUUAUUUUGGAGGCUCUAUUUCAUUUAACUGUUUAAGAGCUUACAAUGAAGAUUCAUGUCAGAACUGAGACUUUGUCUUAUCUGAGUCACUUGAAGACAAGUAGGGAUUUCAGUUAUGAGAUAUUUGAAAUCAAUGAGGCGGUUUAAGUGUCAUAAACUCAUAGGAGAUUAUGAAGGAGAUACAAAAGUUCAGAGUUUAUAAAAGUAAAUCAUUUCAAAAAAGAAAUCUGAUUUUUAUUUUAAUGUAAUUUUCACUUGAAUUAUUUUCUAAAUGGAUUAUGUAUUCUUUAAUGGCUUAUGAAAGCACUUUUAAUUAGAUUUUAAUUAUUGUAAUUAUUAUUACUGGCAUUUAUAAAGCUCUAAAAUAUUGCACAGUGCUGUGCAAUUGGGGAACUCAGAACAAUGUACACAGACUAAUACAAAAGGUAAAGAGAGCCCAGCCCGUCAUGUAUAAAAGGAAUUUGUCAUUUUAUAUAAAUGACUUGGCUAGAUAGCCUGUGAACCAGUGCUAAUUUUGUCGACUAACAAUUUUAGUCAAAUUUUAGUCGACUAAACCUACACUAAAACUAAAACAAUUCAGAUGACUAAAAUACGACUAAAAUUAAAAUGUAUUUUUAUUAAAACGAAAUUGAAAGUUGCAGCCAAUAUUAACACUGCUGUGAGCUUACAAUUUAAAGAUUAAAACAUAGAUUUGAAACACGAGGUAUCAGGGGGAAUUUGGGGAUAAUGGAAGGAGACAAAUAAAGGAUACCUUUAGCCACAUAUAACAUAUAAAGGCAGGUAAUUGAGUGAGAUCGCAAACGACGGAACCACUAUAUAGGCUUAGUGAAAAUUAAGUAGCUCUGUUUUUUGUUGGCUGGGUUUCUGUAUUCAGGCCUAAGGGACGGGAAUGAAGAUAAGACAUAGUUAUCGAGGGACAUUGGAUGUUAAUUAACCAUUUAAGAAUGAAGCAUACAUUUUACUCCUAAUAAUACAAUGGAUUUCUUCUCAGAAAAUCUGGACACAGAUUUCAUAGUGAUUUCAUCCAAUAUAACCAAUAAGGGGCUAAAAGUGCCCUGUCCAAGAUUCUCAAUAACAUGGGCUUUCAAUGUGAAAUUCUGCUGUGUAAAACUAGCCAAAAGCUCCUCUUCUGCGGAGUUUGUAAAAUAUUCUCCCUUUUCCUUGAUCUAUUGAAAAUCUUCAUGUUUUUCAUUUUUUUUGUUAUAUUAAUAGUUUCCCCUUUUAGUUACACUUUCUCUUUCCAUCCUUUGUUUCCUGCAAUUCUCUCUAGUGUUGUGCCCUUUCUGAUCGUAUCAGCCAGUCUGGUUGUAUUUUUGAAACGUUGCUUCCUUAUUAAAUUUAAUCCAUUAAAACCGUCUCAUCUGGGACCACUGUGCCCCCGUGCAACCUAGUACACUGGAUUUCUAUCUAGGAUGUUCUCGUGGAUGGACUUAUGCCAAGGAUAGGCUGGCAUGAUCAUAUCAACCGGUCUAUAUUCAGAAUAAUAUGAGAUGAUAGCAAACGGUGGAUUACAAGUUACAACUCAAUGUACAUAAAGCAUAUAGAUGAUUAAACAGAAUGUGGGAGAAACAAUUACAUCGGGGAAAUGUAGGUGUUGAGGUGGGUACCACUGAUGAGAGAUUGCUUUGUUUAAGAGUCAUGAGGCCAUUGAUAUUCUUAAUUUCCUUCGUUUUUCUUAUUGUUGGUGCUGCUGUGAUUGUGAACGUCAUUUAUGUAUUGCAAGUAGUCUUAGAUAAUAGCGUUCUCAUCUCUUAUCAUCUCUUAUGAUUCUGCCAAGAUAUCUAGGUAUUUAGUCUACUAUAUAUGCAAUAUUCCAAUAAUCCAUAUUUUAUAUAAUUGUCAAUGUGUUUAUGUAUUUAUUUUUUAAGGGAGUGAUGGAAGAACUUCCGUUUGAACUUUCUGGAAGUGACUUAUACGCAGCAAGAUUCGGAGAGACCAUAACCAACCUUGGUGACCUCGAUCAUGAUGGGUUUGAAGGUACAAUAACUGUAUCUCCCUGAGUAGAGAUAGAAUGGCGUGAUCAGACCAGAUACAAUACUUCUAUAUGUAACAACAAUAUCUCCAUUAGUUCCAUUGAGCAACGUUAGCCAUUGCAGCAUUACACAGCUGGAGAGCAGGGACACAAAGAAUAUAGAACCAGGAAAUGUUAACACAAACCCUUAAAAGGGCCAAAUUGCUGCUUUAAACAAGGAAAUCAUGACUCACUGAAAGACAAUUAGUACAGAAAAAAAUCUAUGUAAACAUUACAUUCAGUCCAUAGUGGCUAUAUCCUAGGGCAGUUAUUUCCGUAUUAAGUACUUCAAACCUUCUUUGGAAAAACAGGUUUGCAUUCAUAAAGUCUGUUUUUUUAUGCCUUGAUAUUUACAUUCUCUGUGCCGUUUCAUUUGGCUGUACUGUACAUCACACUUGGCCUCUUUGUUCUUUGGCACGUCUUUUGGUUUGAUAUUGGCUUGGCACGUCUAGCUCAUUACUUAAUUUUAGAAUGAUUGGAGUCAGCUGCUCUAGUUUGUAAAUUCCUGUAGUCUCUUGAAGAAAGCUGUGGUAUGUAUCUGUUUUAGAAUAUUCUUAAGGACCAUAGAUAGAGGAAGGCCACAGGUUAUUUAUCAUUUGCUUUCUUCCAUGUGAAAAUAGCAAACAUAAUUAGUUUUCUUACUGAUUGCAGGAAAACAUAUUUGAUUAUUUUUACAAGUAAUCGCAUACAGAUACUUACUAGACUUGCUCACGGUGAAAACAUUUGACUCGGCUGGAUUGAUUUGCUCGAAAACAAAUUUUAUUUUCAUGGCCGUAGAUUCAUCCAGAGGAUGUUUUUGGUUCAGAUGAAUUUCAUCCAUAUAAUCAAUUUGGGCAAACCAAAAGGACACAAAAAUGGACCAAUUGGUGUAUGUGAAAUAUAUACAUACAGGGUUAUUCACUAAAGGGAGAAUUCAAAGUUAAUUCAAAGAAAAUUACAAAUUUAAGGCCAAAAGUCACUAAAUUAAAAGUAUUACUGAAUAAGAGAUUUUUUUCCAGGCCAGCUGUUUUGACCUUGAAUUCACCUUCAUUUCUUACUUUAGUGAGACAACCUGUUUAUAAAAAAAUAUUUUUUACAAACUUUGCAGUACACUCAAAUGUGCAUUUUCCCACCAUUCAAUUCACAGAUUAAGCAAGAAGAGGUAACUAAUAGAGGGAAUGAAGAUGGAACAGUAAUAAUAUAUAUGUUUUGAUAAUAUAUAUUUAUUAUAUAUAUAUAUAUAACCUUUUUUUUUACUGCUCUUCCUGUUUUCCCGCUAUUGCUCAAUUUUCACUUAAAUAAAUAAGUAAUAAAAAAUCAUCAUUUAAUGGCUGUUCACUAACCAUCAAUCAUCGGUUUUUCCAUCAAUCAUUGCUUUUUUUUUGUGUGCCAUUGACAGAACUUCAAAUCAUGAAUCAAAUGAAACUGCGUGUCCAUGAUCUGUGUUGUUUGUUUCAUGAUUCGUUAACGUGGCGCUUUGGAAUUACGGAAUUCAGAGAACUUGCUGAUCACAAAAUUUUUUUGAAUUUCUAUUCGUUUGAAAUUGAAUGCACACGUCUAAUAGUUACACUUGUAGCUAAAUAUGGAGCCUCAUCUUCUCAAGAAGGCCUGAUUUAAAGUUUUUGUUAUCCAUACUUUUUAAAUAUUUUUCCAGUGCAUAUUAUGAUAACAGACAUUGAAGAGACAUUUCCGAAUACAUGAGGAACAAGACAAGGUUUUACAUGAAAUGCCAUAUGUUCUACACUAUUUUAUAAAAUAGAAAACAUGGGUAAAACAAGUAUGCCUCGUUUCCACUGAGUGGUACGGUUUGGGUCCGUAUGAUCUGGUACGCUAUUUUGAGUGUUUACAUUAUGAAAGUGGCCCAUACAACCAAACCAAACCGCACCAUUCUUGGGCCCCCUUCAGCUGUAGAAAUGGUACGGUACGGUUAGGGCGGAGCUACUGGCGUCACACUAUUACACAAUCCAUUGAUUGGCGGACAGGAAAAUGUCAAUGCUCAUGACAAAUAAAAUGCAUUUGGUCUGAACCCCACAUGCCCCAAAGCUGUCCGACUUGCAGUGGAAACGUUCACCUGCAUAGGCUAGACCAUUCUUACCAUUCCGAACCAUACCGACCCGAACCAAACCGCUCAGUGUAAACGAAGAAGUAGUGUGGUCAGGAGUAUAAAUGUGUAAUAAAAGCGAUCAGUAGGCUAUAAUGCUAUGUCUGCAAAAGUUAUGGACACACAAGGUGAAAUAGCCCUAUGGUUAUAUUCAGGCGCGUGUACCACUCCACAGGCCCCAUGAAUUAAAUCUGGCAUAUUAGGGCAGAGCUCACAGUGAAUGAGAGAUAUUUGCAAGAACAAAAUAAAAAAUAACAACAAUAAACAAGGAUCAAAAUCUACAGAACUAGAGCUUCAUUGGAUUGUACCUAGACUAAUUAGGUAGGGGAUGAUGAUUGAUGGAGGCUAUCCCUACAUGUCUAGUGCCCAACUGACCUACAUUCAACAAGCUUCAACCUUCCACAACCUUCAACCCAUGCUACAUUUUGUAUAAAGCAACCCACUUACACACACUUAUUUUGCUUAUGUUUUUGAAUGAACUUUUAAAUAGUGAAUGCCUGAGAAGUAUUAUGAAUCAGAAACUUUUUAGUGUAUUGUUACAUUAUUAUUAUUAUUGUCUUUUUUACUCCUAAUAAAAUAUUUGUUAAUAUUAAUAAUAACUGUUACAUGCCAAGUACGAUAUAAAUAUCUAUGUAUAUAUAUAUUUCAUUUGUAUCUGGGUGAUAUACUAUACUGCCACUUAGUGGGGAAAUUAAUUAUGACAUAAUUCCAUGAGAAUAUAGCAUGUUGUAGAAUGUGAGUGAAAUUUUGCAAUAUCACAAUUUUGUACAAUCUUUACAAUUUGAUCAGUCACACUAGCUUGGAGUAAAUUAUUGUGGCUACUGUGUCACAGCUAGCAUUCGAGCAAAAAUAAACACUAGUUUCCCUCUGUCUUGUUUAUUUCUGUAAAUACUGAUGUGCUGCUGAAUAUUUUGGAUAAAGGAUUACAAAAGUGGUCAUAUGGCCGACAUCUCCCAUAAUGCUGGCAAAGCACCAGACGAGGUCUAGUCCACAACAUCUGGAGUGGUGAAAGUUGCAACCCAUGGCCUAGUUGGGGGAACAGAAAUUCUGUUUGUCCAGGGCACAGAAUGCUCUCCCCUGCUCAAAUUAUUAUGCCAGGAUACAGUGUAACAUCUGUAAUGUGGUUUAAGGAAGCCAAGAUCCUUAAUGCUUGGGGAGUGAAACAUGCACUCUCUAUUAUAAGCUUUUAAUAUAUUUAUUUUAUUUAAAUUUUCUUUCCCCAGAGUCAUAAUCAAAUGCCAUUGUAUAUCAAAUAUAAUACCAUAGAAACUAGGUGUUUCUUAUAUAAAGCGGUCUACCUACUUGUAUAUUAGUUGUGUUUCAAGGUACAUAUAAUAAUAUUAUAAGAUGUAAUUGAAUGGUAUAUUAAAUAUGUCUCUAAUUCGUUGCAGAUGUGGCCAUAGGAGCGCCUCAUGAAAAUGAUCUUGAGGGAGCGGUAUAUAUCUACAAUGGCAGAAAAAAUGGGAUAAUACAGUCAUUUUCACAGGUAUUUAAUAAAAUCCUCACAAAUAAAAAUGUUUGACAAAUUAGACCAUCCCAUCGGAGAACUGGCACUGAAAUAUAUCUUGCUUUUUGAUAUAUAUCUAUAUAUUUUUUUUUUAUUUUUUUUUUGUGGUUUUCUCUCUCUCCUUCUCCCUUUGUCUGUGUGAUGCUAAAGGUCAUAUUGUGAUAUGUUUAACAUGCAUAAUAUUAUUUAGGCAUAAUAUAUUACUGCAACUGAAGAACUGGAUUAAUUAACUGAGAGAAAUAUUUAUCGACUCAAAACUUUCAAAUAAUUUCUUAUGGCAUAUUAAGGCUACUUGGCAUAAGCUGUUGUGAUAAUUGUGUUGUGUGUUAUAAAAAUCUACACCAGAUAGAUAAAAAUGAAUGUUAUUUUUGAAUGGAAGAAAAUACCCGUCCAACAGUUCAAAAGAUUUGUUGAAAAUAUUACCCAAUUUUCCAGUGAUGCUUUCCUGUUGCAAAGUCAACUGUGUCGAAAUGCUUUUGUCUUACUUUUCUCUUUGGAAGUCAUAUCAUUGAGUUAUGCACUAAAAUCACACUCCUUCCACCAAAGCGAAAUCUGGCAAUCUGUAGUUUAGUGUUCAAGUAGUAUUUCUUUUUUAAUAAAAAUUAUAAAUAAAUCUACCCCAGAUGUCUAACUCCGCUGCUGCAGACAAGGAAAAGGCUGCAGAUACUGAGGGGUGGAAAAUGGUACAGAUGUCAUGUUUAUUUGUACUACACUUGAUUGUUUGAGAUUCAUCAAAAUUUUCUAUAAGCAAUGUAAAGUAAAAUUAGCCCUCUAAAUAGAAAGCGUUAGGAAGAAAGGUGUUAAUAAGUAUAAUAGUGAUCACUCUAAAUAAUUGCAGGACACUAGUAACAAUUUAAUUUACAAUUAAGACAGCCAAGACAAUGAUACAUUUAAAAAACGGCUUCUUUCCUGAGUCACUUCCUUAUCUCGUCAAUAUCUGGUUCCUUUUUGGAAAAGACUUAACACCAGUGUUUCCUUUAACUGUAUUUCUGAUAUUGAGCCAGGCAGAUGUAUGUCCCGAAUGAGUUUCUGUUCCAUGUGUAAAAGUCAUUUAGUGAGUAUAGAAUGAUUCAAUGUGCAGUGUUUAUAUGUCAGUCGAUAUGUAUUGUAACAUGUUUUGAAGUUAAUUGCCACUAAUCAAAAGUAUCUGUUACUUUUACAGAGAAUACUGGGGAAGACAUUUGGCAAUGGCUUACAAAUGUUUGGACAGUCAAUAUCUGCUGGGAUAGAUGUAGAUGGAAAUGGAUAUCAAGGUAAAAAAGCAUCUUAAAAAACAAACAAACAAAAAGGCCCCACUAAAAAUAGACUUCAUUUUUAAGUUGUUGUAGCCUGACAUCAUCUGUGAUGUCACACUGCAGGCAAUGUUCAGACAUACCAAGAUUCAUGCACAGCACUGAAUCAUCAUAUAUUUGAUCCUUGAUCUUCAAGAGUCUGACUGCUGAUUUAAUGUACUCGAGUUCCUAGUUCUUAGUGAAAUCCAGAAAAAUGUCACCUUGGUCCUUCAAAACAACGUUCUUAACCCAACUUGUGUUAAUUCAGUAGCAAGUGCAUUAGCAUCUGUUCUUUGUAGUUCAACUUGGAGCAGCUAGCUUCUAACUUAGGGUGAAACUAAAGCUUAAUUCUCAAGAACUAAUAUCUUCAACAGAGUCAACAUAGAUGCCAAUAGGAACCUGAUUUGGGCAGAAUUUAGAAGGCAGUUAAUACAGCUUGAUACAUUCAUGAACUUGAAUCUAAUGUCAUUUCUACUUCCGUCUUCUUGACUUCUAUUUUUCUUUCUUUGCAAUAAUAAAAAAAAAUAAUAAAAAAAAAUAACGCUGCUGCAUAAUGUAUCUUCUCUCAAGGCUUUCACUAAUAAAUUCUAACCACUCGUCAACUACACCCCACUGUCUGGUGAUUUAAAAAAUUGUAUUACAGAACUCUAUUUAUGGUUGUUGUAGAUCUUUGUGCAUUAUCAUAAUAGGAUAGGAUUAUCAGCCAACAUUAAUAUACAUAUAUAUUUCAGUUAAUGUGUAGAAUGGAAUAACGUAUUGGUGAAUGUGUGUACCUACUGUGACAUGUUUACGGAGUCAAGUGUCUUUCUUACUGUAAUUUUCAUCUAAUGUAUUCUACAGAUGUCGCAAUUGGAGCUUUCCUGUCGGACUCCGUGGUACUGCUGAGGUAAGCCUGUAGUGAUCCAUGUAUUAGUAUUAAUAUUACAGAUAAUAACAACAAUUACCCUAAUUGUACACAGUUAAAGGCAAUUUAACUAACUGUGUGCUCUGCAGACUUUCUAGUCUAUACGACUAAUACAUAGCUUCAUGUAUUAGCAAUUCUUAAAACUACUAAAUCAUACAAACCUGUUUAUAAGCGUAGAAGCUACCAUUAUUAAGUAAUGAAAUAAGUGUUUACAUUCCAAAAUUAUUUUACUGUACAUCUCAGGGCAAAUGAUAUAGACGAACCCCAUGUACCUCCAUGUAAUAUUGCCUUAAUGAAACAAUACUACAGAAUUUUGCUGUGAUGAUUCAUAAAAAUACUUUGUCUAAUGUAACAUUUAAUUGAAGGUAUUACAAAAUAGAUUCUCUCACAAAGCAUGCAAUCCCCAGGGGAGUGACCCAACUACACCUAUUAGUUCACUCACUCACCCAACCUACCAACCUACCAUAAAAGAAUAACCCACCACAACGUACAGCACAGUACAUACGUAGAACACUAAUUAACAACUGGACUGACCCUUUCCCUACACAACAACUAACCAGUCCAGAUCCACUCCGCCCCGAAAGAGCCUGGCACUGACCAUAUAAGACCAGGUACAUUCUACUUCCCGCACAACCCCCCCACCUCUCACUACCUACUCCCUCCCCCUCCCUUUUUCUUUUCUUCCCCUCUUACCCCCCGACAGGGCCGGAUUAACAUAGGGGCUGAUGGAGCUGCAGCUCCAGGCCCAGGCCCAUGGAAUAGGCCCACUGAUUUAUUUUUUAUAAAAAAAAAAAUUUUUUUUUUUACAUUUUUUUUUUCCACACACUACUCUUAGGGAUUCCACUUUUAUUUGGCUUUUAUUUUAUUGGCACAGCCAGUAUUUGGGGCUGCCUGGCUGGUGCCAAUAUUGCAGUGAUACUGGCAAUACAAAUGCUGGUAUUUUUCUCAGUAUAAACAAGAGAUUACUCUGCAAUACCAGCACUGGCCAGUAGGGGUCGCUGUAUGUGGAGACAGGCAGGGAUAGGAAUUUCCAGCAUAUCCCUCCCUGCCUAUCUAUACUCACUGAUCUGCAGGGGUGCAGCUACAGAGAGUCCAGACAGCAACUCCCACCCUGCAGAGACAGCCUACAGCUCAGGGAAGUAAGGGAUGGGGGGAAAGGCUGCAAGGAUACAUGGGGACACUGAGACACUAAGGGACACUGGGAGAUAUUAUGGCAGACACUGAGACACUAAGGGACAUUGGGAGACAUUAUGGCAGACACUGAGACACUGGGAGACAUUAUGGCAGACACUGAGACACUAAGGGACACUGGGAGACAUUAUGGCAGACACAGACACUAAGGGACAUUGGGAGACAUUAUGGCAGACACUGAGACACUAAGGGAAAUUGGGAGACAUUAUGACACAGACACAUGGGGACACAGUGUCCCCAUGUCUCCCAGCCAGUGUCCCUGGUGUCUCAGUGUGUCUCAGUGCCCCCAGUCUGCCAGUGUCUCACUGUCCCCAUGUCUCCUAGUGCCUCCAUGUCUCCCAGUGUCUCAAGUGUCUCAAUGUCCCCAUGUCUCCAAGCUAGUGUCCCUAGUGUCUGUGGCCCUAGUGUCUCCUUGUCCCCAUGUCUCCCAGUGCCCCCAUGUCUCAAUGUCCCCAUGUCCCCCAGUCAGUGUCUCUAGUGUCUGUGUCCCUGGUGUCUAUGUCCCCAUGUCUUCAAGUGUCCCCUAUUUUCCAAGUGUCCCCAUGCGUCCCAGCUAGAGUCCCCUUGUCUCCCAGUGUUACUGGUGUCUCCGUGUCCCUAGGUCUCCCUGUGUCCCCAGGUCUUCCCGUCUUCCUAGUGACAUGGGGACCCUGGGAUACAUGGGGACACAGGGAGACAUGGGGCAUUGAGACACUGUGAUACAUAGGAUCACUGGGAGACCUGGGGACACAACACUAGGGGACACUGGGAGACAUGGGGCACUGAGACCUCGAGUAAUCAACACAUGGGGGCACUGGGAGACAUGGGGCCACUGGGAGGAAUCCAUCUAUACAGCAGAAUCAAACUAAGUAGUUUUUUGGUGAUUUUACAGCAUUUUCUCUUAUGUCACUCCUUGUGAUUUACAUCAUGUGAUGUCCCCCAUACAUAUUUAAUUAUGCAAAUUAGCAAGGCCUGUAUGUUUUUCCAAGAAAGGUGGCAACCCUAACUACUUUUCACAUACUCUUACUUAAGUAUGGAAACUUAAGAGGGAUGUUUGGGAACAAAACUUUUGUGGACUGGCUGACAAUGAAUAUAGUUAAAGGGACACUAGAGUCACCAGAAGAACUACAGCUUAUUGAAUUUGUUCUGGUGAGUAGAAGUAUUACCGUCAGGCUUUUUGCUGUAAAUACUGUCUUUUCAGAGAAAAUGCAGUCUUUACAUUACAGCCUAGUGAUAACUUCACUGGCCACUCCUUAGAUGGCUGUUAGAGAUCCUUCCUGGGUCAUGGCUGCCUAAAAUGCAUCCAAACAUUCUGUGUCUCCUCCCUCUGCAUGCAGACACUGAACUUUCCUUAUAGAGAUUCAUUGAUUCAAUUCAUCUCUAUGAGGAUAUGCUGAUUGGCUAGGGCUGUGUUUGAAUCAUGCUGGCUCUGCCAGUGAUCUGCCUCUUUGUCAGUCUCAGCCAAUCCUAUGGGAAAGCACUGUGAUUGGAUUAGGCCAUCACUUCUAAUGAUGUCAGCAGACUGCUUGUUUUUCUGAGUCUAACAGCAUGCAGAGUUACAGCUUCAGGCUUGAAUACAGUAAGAUUUUGCUAUAUUUAUGGAGGCAUGAGGAGCCCAGGGGGGCUAGAUGGUGGUGUUAACACUAUUGGGUCAUGAAUUCAUGUUUGUGUUCCUGACCCUAUAGUGAUCCUUUAAGGUAAUGCUGACUUUGGUCUAGGGGACAGUCCUUAGAAAGCGUCGAGCAAGCGCAUCAUUAGAUGCAUUUAUGCCAAGCUCAGAGUGCUGUCUGCAUAGUAUGCCCUUAGUUGGCCAGCUGCAUGAUUGGCAGGCAGUCUGACAUGCAUUCAUACCAGGCUGGCCUUCUAAUUCUUUGGGCAGACAUAUCCUCUUUUUGGGCAUGUUCGCCCCUUUUGGCAGGUUACGUGAUUUGUCAGUGGCACACCCUUUUACCGUGCCCAUUGACUUCCUGCUUGACUGGACACUGCUGUUAGGGGUUAUGGAUUUACUUAAAAGAUGAAAACAUAAAUUAGAGAGAGAUUAGCCUAGGGUAUGUGUUUUAUAAUAGCUGCUGUUUUCUUUCUCUCCAGCACAAUCUCCAUCAGAUACAUGACGCUUGGGAGUGUUUUACUGUUUUUGGUCGAUAUGAUUCUGUAAUUAGGCCCGUCAUAAUUGUCAGCACCAGGCCCAGUGGGCUCUUAAUCUGGCCCUGCCCCCCGACCUUCCUCGCCUCCCCACAGCUCAUAUAGCUGACCACACUACCAGACCUGGGCCUCCACUACAUCCUACCCGGGGGCACACUUCCAGGGCUUCCAAGCCCAGCACCCCUACAUGCAUCUCCAUCAACUGUAAAGGCAUCAACCACCCCUCCAAAGACACCAAUUCAUGUGCUGGGCCAACCGGUCUCAAGCGGACAUAAUCCUCAUACAAGAAACCCACUUUGCUUGGGGCAAAUCGUUCACUCUCAUGAGCCGACACUACCAUAAAUAUUACACAGCUGAAUCCCAGAACGGAGUGGCAGUCAUACUCCAUAAGUCCUGCCCCCUGCAAGUUCAACAAACCCACACAGACCAGCAAGGGAGAUACAUCACAAUCUUGGGGCACAUAGGACCCCAACGAUAUGCAUUCACAUCGGCUUAUGCACCCAACAUCCCAAAUGAAUCUUUCUGGCAGGCAUUGCAAACGCAACUGACACUUUCCCCAUCCCAACAUCUAAUAGUGUGUGGGUACUAUAAUGCCACACACAGCCCAACAAUAGACAGGCGCUGAGCUAGACAACCCAGGUGCAAUCAACCCCCGACAGCCAGAUCUGAAAAAAUGUUACACUCAUUCAUAAAUAAAACUCCCCUCCUAGACAUAUGGAGGACCCAACAUCCGACAAAUUGAGAUUACACUAUUUACUCCCACACCUACCAAACUCACUCCAGAAUAGACAUGUUUCUGAUCUUCCCCCUCUGGCACAACACAUCCAAACCUCACACAUAGGCUCAAUAAUGUGGUCAGACCACGCAGAUAUCACCCUGAAAAUCACCUUACCCAACACCAUGAGACCAUGGUCUUGGUGACUGAACCCCACCUUACUCAACAACCCAGCCAUAAAAGAGGCAAUCUAAAAAGCUAUCUCCGAAUAUUUCACACUAAAUAAAGACUCAGUAAACUCAGAAAGCAUGUCGUCCAGGGCACGAUAAUAAACCUAGCUUCCACACAGAAAAAACAAUAUAUCCAUAGACUGGAACACACACUCCGAGAACCAAGAAACUUAGAAUACCAAUUCAAAAGACACCCAACAGCCAUCCUACCAACAGGAAUCUCCAGAUGCCAGGUGGAACUGAAGCAGUUAAUGGCUGCAGACGCAGCGAAAGCCCUUCAAUGGACCAGGCAAUUAUUUUAUGAGAAGUCUAAUAAGGCUGAUACCCUCCUGGCACAUAGGCUACGCCAACGAACCGCACACAAACACAUCAACAAAAUAAACGACCCAACUGGAAAAACAAAAGCACUCCCUGACCAAGUAGCAGAAGUCUUCCAAGCUUAUUUGUUAGAGCUAUAUGACCACAACCCACAAGCAAGCCCCCACCCGAAUACCCUCCACGAAAUGACUGACCGGUACCUGAACAGUCAAAACAUGGGCAGGUAUUUCAAUAUCCUGGAUGGAGAGAAUGGCAUCUGUUAAGAUGACCCUCCUUCCCAGAUUCCUUUACCUAUUCCAGGCACUACCCGUGCAAAUAUCCACAGCUGACUUUAAAAACCUGCAGACCCUAACGGAUAAAUUCAUCUGGGAUAACAAGAAAGCCAGAAUUAAAAGGGUGACGCUCUAUAUACCCAACAGAGCUGGGGGUGUGGGCCUCCCCCACUACAUGCAAUUAUUACCACGCAGCACAACUAGCACAAGUACAGAACCUACACGUCCACUAUGGGACGUUAUUUGUACGGUGUGGCUUCCAUGAUGAGGGAAGACAUGCUUUAAUAUAUUCAGACUAUACCACCCAUACAAGAUUUAUUAUUUUAUUAAAUAUAUAUAUAUAUAUUUAUUUAUUUUAUUUGCAUUUUUUCUUCUAUUCUUUAUUCCAAUUUUCGUUCUGUGAUUUCUAAACAUCCUGUAUUUACUGUACUUAGAGGAGGGCAGGUGGUUACUGGUAUUUUUUAAGGCACAGCACAGAAGGCACAGCAGAGUAGGGAAGCUAGUCUCUCCACUUUUAGCUUUCUCUCCUGCCUAUAUAUACGAUCUUUUGCAGGGCUUGCCGUUCUGCUAGUAUUCAAACCACAUUUAUCUUUGUCCCGCCUCUCUAUUUAUUAGACUAGCAACAUUUGUUACUUUUGCUAGCAGUUACAUUUGCUGUUAUUUUGUAUCUACUUUUUGCAGUAUUUCCUCUUACUUCUAAUUACCACUGACUCACAGAGUGAUGUUAUUGAAUUAUUAUUUCUUUCUUUCUGUUAUUUCUUUAUGUUAUCCAAAUAAAAGGGUUAUAUUUCUUUAUUACUUUAUUUAUUUUUUCCUUAUGUGAUUUAGGAGUUUUAUUUACUCCCAUCAAAGCAGAAGUUAUAUUUACUCUGCUUAUUCUUAUUUUUUAUUACAUCAAUUUUUUACACUAUAUUAAUUAAAAGUUACGUUUGUGAGGGACCCGCUGGCACUCCGACCGAGUACCUCCGCCAAUCGAUGCUCCUAGUGCUUGCUGAGGACUCCAAGCACUCCAACCGACACCAUCAGCACUGCAGACUUAUACCAUCCCCCAAGCAUGAGCCAAGGCUUCAAGAAAGGGUCAAGCAGGUCUGUUUAAUGAGCACACAAAAGCCACAGCACUCAUGCAGCAAAAUAACUCCUCCAAAAUGACAGUUAAGUUCAGUCAGUGUUUGAAAAUAUGACAGUUAUUAGAUCAGACAGAGUUUGAAUAUAUGACAGUUAUAAGGUCAGACAGAGUUUGAAUAUAUGACCGUUAUUGGAAGUUGCAGAACUGUGCCAGUACCAUUUAAAGGGCCAGAACAGUCUUUGAAAACACCAAUAAGUCCAAAUAGUGUUUCUAACUGGCAAAAUCUCCCACUGACCAUAGUCAUACAGCAAGAGGCUGGUAAUUAGUCCUCUCCAGGCACAAGUGGCGAAGGGCACUUCGUCACACAUCUUCCCAUUGGGGGGGAGACUAACCAGGUACUUGACCUUCUGCCGGUCAGUACUUGAGUUAGUCGAGUAGCCCACCCACAAUACACCAUUACUGCACCUGGUGAUUCCUGGUAUCCAACUCUGGCCUGUAUGUCCCAGGUUGCUGAGGGGAACUAGUGGGCAGAGGCCAGCAGCGCUAUGUCUGGAUGCCAGCGCUUCUGCUUGUUUUGCCGGUGGGUAUUCAGGCUCUGACCAAGAGGGCAAGGGAGGGCAGAGGCCGACCAUGCUCUGCCCGGUUGCCAGUGCGUCUGCUGGAAGGGGGUCAGUGGAGGCUAACAUCUUCUCCACUAAACCCAGUACCGGGUAAGGGGUUGGCUGUGGAGGGGAGGGGUCGCCUACCUCCUCCUUCUGGUACUCCUGCUGCCACUGGGGAGCGAGACCGGUUGUCUCCUCUCCCAACUGCAGUUAGGGAUCUGGGCCGGCUGCCCAGCAUCCCUGUAGGGCUGGUGGAGAGACCUCGAUCCCAUCUCCACCUGCCGUUUGGGGGUCCUCCAAGGACCAGUCCAUGAGGUCCCCUACCUCGGCUACCUCUGGUUGCUAUUGGGGAGGGAGACCGGUUGUCUCUUCUCCCACUAACACAUUCAGCCGCUGGGGAGGGAGGCCGACUGUCUCCUCUACCGAUAAGACAUACUGCCGGUGGGGAGGAAGGAUGACACCUUCUGCUCCCUGUGAGGCACACUGCUGUUGGGGAGGGAGACAAAUUGUCUCCACUCCCUGUAGGAUACAAUGCCGCUGGGGAGGCGGACCAGUUGUCUCCUCUCCCUGUGAGAUGUACUGCCGCUGUGGAGUAGGACUGCCUGUCCUUACCUCGGUCUCAUCUCCACCUGCCAGUUGGGGUUCUUUCCAGGACCUGUCUAUGAGAUACCCCAGGACUUGGGAAUAAGGACCACCUGCCUCCUCUCUCUGUAGCUCUGGUUGCAACUGGGGAUCUGGGCCGGUUGCCCAGCAUCCCUGAAGGGCCGGUGGACUAACCUUGGUCCCAUCUCCACCUGCCAGUUGGGGUUCCUCCCAGGACCAGUCUAUGAGAUCCCCCAGGACUUGGGAAUAAGGACCACCUGCCUCCUCUCUCUGUAGCUCUGGCUGCAACUGGGGAUCUGGGCCGGCUGCCCAGCAUCCCUGUAGGGCCAGUAGAGAGACCUCGGUCCCAUCUCCACCUGCCUGUUGGGGGUCCUCCCAGGACCAGUCUAUGAGGUCUGCUACUUCGGGUACCUCUGGUUGCUGCUGGGGAAGGAGACCGGUUGUCUCUUCCCUCUGCACGGUGCACUGCUGCUGGGGAGGGAAUCCGGUUGUCCCCAGCCGCAGUCUCCACAAUCUGAACUCACAUUCCCGUGCUGCUUGGUUCUCCUCAUCCAACUCUUGCAUGAUACGGACGAUCGCCUCUUCCGAAGGGCCUGGGCCAUACUUGACUAGCUGCCUCUUUACCUCCAUGAUGUAAGCGUCGCCCUCAUAGCAAUAGGUAAUGUUUGCUUGGCCCCACUCUGGACCACUAGCGCUCCGAUCCGUGCCUUGGAUUCCGCUGUAGACAAGGGCACUGCACGAGUGCUAGCGUUGCCCUCAAUUAUAGCUCCGUAACACUACCAGUGUCUCUGAGCUGCUUCUCUUCACACUAGGACGCCAUCCCACCGCUUGCCACCAAAAGUGAUGGACCCGCUAGCACUCUUACCGAGUACCUCCGACAAUCGAUGUUACAAGUGCUUGCCGAGGACUCCAAGCACUCCAACCGACACCAUCAGCACUGCAGACUUAUCCCAUCCCCCAAGCAUGAGCCAAGGCUUCAAGAAAGGGUCAAGCAGGUCUGUUUAAUGAGCACACAAAAGCCACAGCACUCAUGCAGCAAAACAACUCCUCCUAAGAGGAAAACAAAAUGACAGUUAAGUUCAGUCAGUACCCUUUAAAGGGCCAGAACAGUCUUUUAAAACACCAAUAAGUCCAAAUUGUGUUUCUAACUGGCAAAAUCUCCCAGGGAUUAUAGUCAUACGGCAAGAGGCUGGUAAUUACAUUGUGACGAAGGGCACUUCGUCACAACAUUUUAUCAGGGUUACUCGUAUUUCAGAAGGGUUCACCUACUAAAUGGUUCACCCUUUUGUUUUUUUCUCUCUAUUCUUUAGUACACUCACUCACCCUCACUAUACAUCUGGCUGCCCAAAGCAACCUGACCACAACUACCCACCACCACCCCUGCACUCCUAAAUUCCAUAAAACUCUGAAAUAAGCUCACCACCAAAUGUUCCUUGGUAUCCACCCCCUCUCCACUCACACUGGUCUUAUGCAAGGCCCAAUUCACCCCAGACAUGACCCCACAACAUUUCUCCAGAUUGGAGGACAAUGACCUCCUCCGUUUCUAACAAUUCUUCCAUAACCAAAAACUUCUUCCAUUCUCAGACCUCCCCCGAUGCACCCCGCUAACCACCUUCGACCACUUCCGUUACCUCCAAAUUUGCAGCUACUUAGACACACCCGCCAAUAAAUAAGUAGACACAACAACUCUCACCCCCCUUCGAACAAGCUUGCAUGACCUGCCCAAUCCAAAAAAGCCGAACAUCCACACUAUACUCCCAAAAUCAUCACCUCCUUUCACAAAGGCUUCUUAACAUACGCAUACACAUUCUUAACAUAUGCAUACUCGGACUGGGGGAAAUAUGGGAGGCCACGGCCUCAGUCUAAAUUUACACAAAUAACUUGCUAAUGCACUGGCACCCAACGCCACUCCACCUCAGACAAAUGGGAAUCUCGGACAAUGACCUGCGCUGGAAACAGUGUGGGGGGAAGUGUGGCACAUAUCUUCAUGUUUAGUGGAAAUGCACACAUAUAGCACCACUAUGGCUUCAAAUAUUACAACAUCCAAAAUACUACACACUAAAUUCCCACUAGACCCAUCGGCCUGGCUUCUCUCGAAACCACUUGACAACACCCCCUGCUGCCAAAACAAACUGAUGGCAAAGAUCACGCUGGCUACCAGAAGAGCGUUUGCAGAAACAUGGGGCAGACCCGAGAUAACAUCCCUCCAAAUGGUGAUACGCAAGAUAGAGGAAGCCAGAAAGAUGGAUAAAUUGUCCACACUGGUACAUGACACCACAACACACUUCAAUAAUGGUGGUUCUCAUGUAGGCAUGGCUCUACGAGGUCCCUCAAGCCUACAUGAGAACCAAGGACAAAAAAAAGCCAACAGCAACAUCCUACCCCCAUCCCAUCCCCCCAUACAAAUCCAACUCCCUACCCUACCACCCCAGGAGACUCUCCUCUUCUUUCCUCCCCCCCUUUUUUCUUUCUCUCCCCCACACCUAACCCUCCCCUCAAGCCCCUCCAACUACCCUCCUCCCUUUCUGUCGCACUCACGACAUGCACCCACCACCACUCACCAACCCUGACACGAAUCCAUGAAGCACAAUACAUAUAAACGCUAACCUACACACGGUAAUCAAAGGCAAAUAACAACCGGAAGGUCCACGCAUGACGGGCCAUCCAAUGCAGACACCAACACCAUACUAUCCAACUCCAAACCACCAACACACAAAGAGUGACUAACAUGACAGACACCAAGCUGAUUUUUUGGGUGGAAAUCCCAUGGACUAGAAUAGUUUUAUUGCAUCCAGAGAGAGAACACAAUCUUUCUCAGACUUUUCUGAUGCCCAUUUAAUCCAAGCAUGUUCUGGUUUCAAAUCAGACUCUUACAUCCUUUACGGUAUCUAUAAGACCACAAUAUCUCCUAUUUCAGAAAUGCACUACAUGUGUUUGAAUGAUGUAGUCUAGUGGUGAAUCCAUUUUUCAAGCUGCAAUAAACAUACAUGUAUACAGCAAGUCAUUUGGGAUAAUUUAACCAAUAACUAUAAUCUGGUUUCUGAUCCUGUUCUCUCUGUAGAACCAAGCCGGUGGUCAUUGUCAAUGCAACGUUAGUGAUGGCAAGUUCUGUAAAUCGGACGAAGGUCAACUGUAUUGAAAAUGGACAUCCUGCCGUGUGCAUUAAUGUAACAGUCUGCUUCAGUUACGAAGGACUGGAAGUCCCAGGUCACAUUGGUGAGUUGAUAAGUUAUCUAUUUUGAAAUACUAUGUUUCACGAGUUUGCCAACACACAUAUAUAAAUCUAUAAAUUUGUGCCUAGUAAGAAUAUUUUGGUUAUUAUCAUUAUAACAUUAUUUUAUCUGGUGCCAAAUGCUAAAGCCCUAGGUACAUCAUUGAAAUGGUAUAACAAUACUUACAGUAGAUUUUGAAAGGCUUGCCAACAACUUCACAAUUUGAAGAGGAAAGUAUGUCUAUCAAAAAAUGUCUUUACUUCUAUAAUUGACCUUAAAUCUCUAAAGAGGCCAUUGCUCAGGUCUUUAUUAUUGGCAUAGAUGUUAAGAACGAAAGGGAGACUGUUUAUUCACUGAAAUGAAAAACUCUUUAAAAAAAAAUUAUGACACAAAUCAAAUAUAUUAUAUUACCUAUGAAUGAAACAAAAAAUUAUUUGUGUUAUGAACGUGGCAGUGAUACAUCAGCAGAGACUGAUAUAAAAUUAGGAACCUUAAAAUAUUGAUAAAUAACGAAUUAAACAAAGAAUAAUCACAAUGAUAUUUGGGUUGGGCAUUAUUUUUGUAUUGUAUUCAUAGUUUGGCACUAUAGAAAAGAGCUCUAUCACUUCAGGUGGUUCUAAAUCUGUUCAGGUCAAGCUCCCUGGAACUUUUAUUUGUUCCUAGGACCACAUGCCAUACAAUGGCAUGAUCCCUAAUAGCUAGACUGUUUGACAUCUGCUUUUCAUCUCUGUUAGAUGCUACAAAACGGCUUCUCAAUAAUUAAGAUCAUUAGACUACUUGCUGGAUGCUAAUGCUUUCCUUAUUGUUGUGUGUCAUUUCCAAUUUGCAUAGACCCUCUUACAGCAUAUAGUACCGAGUUUGCACAGGGUUAUCAUUAACGUUUCUUAUAUGUCUUUGAAUACUAAACAUUAAUGCAUGGCGUCUCUGUAUCCGAGCUUUACUGGUCAUAUUUAUGUCCCUGUUUCUGUGUAACUUAUGAGAAUACCAGUUUGCACAGGCUGCAAGAUUCCAUAGGCUCAACCUGCAUGGAACACUCACUGUUGCAAGUUCACACUAAAUCUAACCACAAAACCUCCUAUGCCAGUUAUCUUUAGAAAUACACUUCUUUGGAUUCUCCCCUCUCUAUGUUCCACCUACAAUCAGAACUAGUUUUUCCCUCUCUUCUGAGCAAACACUCUCCUCUCGGGUGCUCUUAAAUUCAGAUCAAACUCUUAAGCUAUGUAUUUAAAUCCUUACAAACACACUAUGACAAUAUCUAAAAGAUAUUUUUGGGUCCAGCACUAGAGCACUAAAAGAAUUUUUGGGUCAAAAUUUAUCUCCAUUUUAUUUGCAAAAAAAAUUAAAAUCUACUUUUCUCCACUCUCUGCGCGAUAAUACAUCUAGUGAGUCUUGAAGCCAUGACUUUACUAUAAGGUGCUUUUACUAUUUGCUCCUGUCUCUAAAUCACCCUUGUCUGUGCAUACCUAUUUGUAUACCUAGAUCAGUUUUCCUAGCUUAUCCCAAGGGAAGAUCAUUUUCCAUAAUUAUUCUUAAUGAAGCACUCCAAUUCAUUUAUGCUUCUACUGAGAUCCUACUCAAGUUCUAACUCCUAACUUAUUCUCAGUGCAUGCUAGUAGUAGCACGUUGCUGGUGCUUGUGAACAUCUUAGGGCCUAUGAGGAAAGGAUAGCUGAUUAUAUAUGCAGCGGUUUCUAAACUUGGUGUCCCUUCAAUCAUUGAAACUACUUCCUUUUGUCUGGGUGAAACUGUCCAAGACUGUUUACAAAGCCACAUGCCCAAAGCAACAAGUACUGUUCUUGCAAGCACAAUGUGGGCCAUGCACACUGAUUUGAUGCAGCGUAAUAUCCCAAAAUGGCCACCAGGAUUAAAAUUUCUGAAAUUUAGGCCUGUAUUUAAUAUUUUUGAAUAAGCUUUUCAAAUGAUUUCAUAUUUAUGGAUAAACUUAUUAAAAAAAAAAAAAUAUUUUAAUAUUUUGAAAUUCUUUAUAUAUUUUUUAUUAUACAUGUUCUAUUUUUAUAGUUGAAUUUUUUGGGGAAUUUUUAUUUUUAAAGCCCUGCUUUCACCCGGAGGGCUGGCGGGCGCACGAUGGAGCACUCUCCCCUGAGUGCUUCCUCUUCAGCUCCCUCGCGCAGCGCACUGAUACCGGAGCCGGAAGAUGACGUCAUCUUCCGGCUCCGGCAUCAGUACGCGGCGCGAGAGGAAGCCGAACAGGAAGCACUCAGGGGAGAGUGCUCCCUCGCACGCCUGCCAGCCUGCCUGCCUGCCCGCCAGGUGUCACCUCUGGACCCCAGGGAAUCCCCUCAGCACUCCCUAAGGUAAGGAGGCUGGGGAGAUUAUUAUUUUUUUUAAACGGGAGUGUGUGUGUCAGUGUUAGUGUGUGUCUGUGUUGGUGUCUGUUAGUGUGUGUGUGAUUUAUAAGUGAGUGAGUGACUGUGUGUGUCUGUUAGCUAGUGUGUAUGCGUCUGUUCGUGAGUGUGUGUGUCUUAAGCACUUACCUUUCUCCAGCACCGGACUCUCUUGGCGCUGGGAAUCUCUCCGCCCCGAUCCGCCUCUCAGCUCCGAAUGUGCAUGCGUGGCAAGAGCCGCGCACGCAUUCAAACCGCCCAUAGGAAAGCGUGCGGGGGGGCCACGGAUCAGUUUUCGCACCGUGGCCCCAUAGGUUGUGUGUACGCCACUGAUUCCAAAGAUGGGGUCAGAUCAGAAAUGUAAAUAUAAAAAGUUCCCAGGAAAAAGUGAUGCAAAUUCGCAUGAUCCCAUUUUACUAAAAUUACCUUCUAUAAUUUUAUGGGUUUUUAUUUAUUUUUCUUUCAGUUUUACACUAUAAUAUCAGUUCAGAUACGAGAAGAAAGACCGGGACACAUGCAAGAUUCUACUUUUUAUCAAACGGAACAAUGGAUGUGAUUUCAGGAGCUAUCAACAUUCUGCAGCGGAUAGCAAAUUGUAAAACAUACCAGGCUUUCAUGCGGGUAAUUUUAAACAUGUUCCCUUGAAAUCUAAAUCAAGGUUGCUUCCUGUCUUUGGCAACUAGACUUGUUCAUAGAUCACAUAAAAACACACAAGAGGAGAAUUGCUUUCUAUAAAUUGAUUUAUCUCUAUCAUAUCUAUUUUCUAAGAAACUAUUGACAUUUGCCACAAUGGUUCGUGUUAUACACCUGCUUAGAGAAUGUCUUUCUCAUGAAUAAUGCAAUUUUUACUUGUCACAUCAAUGAACUUUGUGACUGUUUUUUUUUUCUAUGUAUCCGUUUCCAAGAUUACUUAGUCAUUAAGAUACGGUUACAAUUUGUAUUAAAGGAGUAUUCCAGACUGGAAGUGAUUCUCAGUGUUUUAAUGCAGGAUAUAGAAUAUCCAGUAAAAUUUAUGCAAAAAACAAAUUCUAAAAAAAACUUAGUUCUAAUGCAAGGCAUGAUCUCUAUACAUCCAAGGAAGUAGAGUGACCAACCACAAGCCUGUAUUCUGCUCCAUAGAGCCUGACAUUUUAGACAUAUUUCACCUUGUAGUGCAAAGGUUAAAGUGUAGAUCGGUACACGCAGUUUAACUCUGUUUGCAGAAGUUAGAAAUCUGACAGUAAAUAACCUACACAGAAGAGAUAACUAGAACCUGUGUCUCUUUUACCCUCAAAUCUGAUUACCACAAACUCGGUGUUCACUGUGUGUACAGAGUGUAGUAGGAUGGAGAUGAGUAGCAGAUUUCAAAGUUCUAUGUGCACAGCUUCCAUUCUGUUAGUCCAGGGUUUCUGGAAUGCGCAGUUUGGUUUUCCACUCAUGUAAGCUGUUGCCUGAACUACAAAUUCAAGAAACUUUAGCUGUGUCUCCUGAGUGUAACGUUGUUAUUGGAGAAAAUACUUCCAGGUAGGAGAGUAGUGAAAAAAGGGCACGCUUAUGGAGCUGUGAUAUCACGUUCUGAGUACAUUAACCAGCAAGAAUGAAGUGGUUUGUUGUGUUUCAGAUGAGGAAGAGUAAGAUGCAGAAUGCACAAUUGUGUGUUUUGUUUGUUUGCUUUUUUUUUAAAUAAAAUGAUACAGAAUUUAACAUGCAAAAAUACAGCUAAUUAUUAAGGCUGCAAGAUAAAAAUGCAUAAAUAAAGACAACGUUGGUUCUAGUCAAAGUGUCGCAUCACAAAAGUAAGAAAAGUAUAUCCAGUACAAAUGCACAUGGAAUGUAAUUGAUUUGGUUUCUGUUUUAGAAAGAUGUGCGGGAUAUUCUUACUCCAAUACACAUGGAAACCCGUUAUCAUCUUGGAGAACAUAUAGUGUAUAAGAAAAGUAAGAGAAAUGUGCAAACAUUUACCCCACUCCAACCAAUUCUUCAGCAGCAAGAAAAAAGUGACCGUGUAAUAAGACAUGUGGUAAGAAAAUAUUGUAUUAUUUUAUGUUUAGUACAUCAUUUUAUUUUUUUUAUUUGUUUUCCCUCUUAAUUCUCUUAAUUAUAAAUGUAGCUUCCACUGUACAGUAUACUGGCUAGGACAUGCAAAGUAAACCAAUUUUAACUUGCUCAAUAUGGUAUAAAAUAGAGGUUUAUUAGACACAGUGCAAUUGUUGAAGACUGACUAGACAGUAUAUAUGAUGACUGAAGGCGAGUUAGACAGUGACAUACAAUGAUUUGAAGGUUGGCUAGACCGUGUAUACAAUGAUUUGAAGGUUGGCUAGACCGUGUAUACAAUGAUUUGAAGGCUGGCUAGACCGUGUAUACAAUGAUUUGAAGGUUGGCUAGACCGUGUAUACAAUGAUUUGAAGGUUGGCUAGACCGUGUAUACAAUGAUUUGAAGGCUGGCUAGACCGUGUAUACAAUGAUUUGAAGGCUGGCUAGACCGUGUAUACAAUGAUUUGAAGGCUGGCUAGACCGUGUAUACAAUGAUUUGAAGGCUGGCUAGACCGUGUAUACAAUGAUUUGAAGGCUGGCUAGACCGUGUAUACGUGUAUACAAUGAUUUGAAGGCUGGCUAGACCGUGUAUACAAUGAUUUGAAGGUUGGCUAGACCGUGUAUACAAUGAUUUGAAGGCUGGCUAGACCGUGUAUACAAUGAUUUGAAGGCUGGCUAGACCGUGUAUACAAUGAUUUGAAGGCUGGCUAGACCGUGUAUACAAUGAUUUGAAGGCUGGCUAGACCGUGUAUACAAUGAUUUGAAGGCUGGCUAGACCGUGUAUACAAUGAUUUGAAGGCUUACCGCAUGAUUUGAAGGCUGGCUAGACCGUGUAUACAAUGAUUUGAAGGUUGGAAGGUGAAGGCUGGCGCUAGACCGUGUAUACAAUGAUUUGAAGGUUGGCUAGACCGUGUAUACAAUGAUUUGAAGGCUGGCUAGACCGUGUAUACAAUGAUUUGAAGGCUGGCUAGGCCGUGUAUACAAUGAUUUGAAGGCUGGCUAGGCCGUGUAUACAAUGAUUUGAAGGCUGGAUACACCGUGUAUACAAUGAUUUGAAGGCUGGCUAGACCGUGUAUACAAUGAUUUGAAGGCUGGCUAGACCGUGUAUACAACGAUUUGAAGGUUGGCUAGACCGUGUAUACAAUGAUUUGAAGGUUGGCUAGACCGUGUAUACAACGAUUUGAAGGCUGGCUAGACUGUGUAUACAAUGAUUUGAAGGCUGGCUAGACCGUGUAUACAAUGAUUUGAAGGCUGGCUAGACCGUGUAUACAAUGAUUUGAAGGCUGGCUAGACCGUGUAUACAGUGAUUUGAAGGCUGGCUAGACCGUGUAUACAAUGAUUUGAAGGCUGGCUAGACCGUGUAUACAAUGAUUUGAAGGCUGGCUAGACCAUGUAUACAAUGAUUUGAAGGUUGGCUAGACCGUGUAUACAAUGAUUUGAAGGCUGGCUAGACCGUGUAUACAAUGAUUUGAAGGUUGGCUACAAUGUAUGUAUAAUCAUUUGAAGGGUUGGCUAGACUGCAUAUACAAUGAUUUGAAGGUUGGCUACAAUGUAUGUAUAAUCAUUUGAAGGGUUGGCUAGACAGCAUAUACAAUGAUUUGAAGGUUGGCUAGACAGUACAUAUAAUUAUUUGAAGGUUUGCUGGACAGUAUAUGCAAUGACUGGAGGUUGGCUAGACUGUAUGUAUAAUGGUUUGAAGGUUGGUUAGACAGGUUAUCAAAUGCUUAUGUUUUGCUUGUGCAGCAAAUACAUUGCCCAACUAAUAUAUAAAGCAAGAUAAGGAGGGAAAGACAACAGACUACACAACCCUCCCCAGCACAAAACAUAUUGUGGCCUAAAGUGCUGUUACUAAAUCUUUGGAUAUACUAAUAUGUCCUAAACGGUUAAGUGGUGUUACGGUGAAAAGAGUAUGAAAGAUCAGAGGUUGACAUGAAAUGCCAAGCCUGGUUACAAACAAGUCUAUAAAAAAAAAAGGGUCUAAUGUGAAGAAAAAAAAAACCAACACUUUACUCAACUCCAAACACAUUGCAUAGGGUUGUAAUAACACAGACAGGAUGUCGUUAUCUUGUAAAUUCAAUGGAAUGUGACCCAUGAAGCAGAAAGUAUCACACUAAAAUACAGUUUACCGGAAAACACAAAAAGGAUAAAAAAAAAAAAAAAACCAAGGAAGCUCGGGAUUGUUUAAAUUUAUAUUUGGGAAGAUAUCCAAUCUGGGCAUGAAUGAAAAAUUAUCACUUUUGAAUGAAAUCCAUGACUCUGCAUGUUUUAUUGUAUAAAUGUCAAAGAUAACUUUAAAUGGGGUUAACAAGAUAGAGACAUAUCAGUCCUUUGUGAGAUUUCUAUGCUAUGGAACCUCCUGUUUUGUUAGUGACUGUUGUUGAAUGGUAAAACGCAUUGGGUGUUAUAUAAGAAAUAUAAAAUUAUUUUCAACAGAUGAGGUUAAAGUUGCCCCAAAACCUAAAGCAAAAAAAACAAAAAAACCCUAAACAACUUUUAAGAAAUAUCCAUAAUUUGACAAAAAUCAAGUCAGUAACCUUCAAUUUUUUAAUGUGUUGCUUGGGUUACAAAACUUUAGAAACUACAAUGGAAAUUUGCAGAAAACGAACUAUUCAAAUAAGAAAUAUUCUAUUAAAAUGUUAAAUGUCUCUUGGCCUUUAUUGCAGUCAGAUAUUAUAUGGGUAUAUUAAAAUAUGCUCUGAAUAGUGAGUAGAGUCGUUUUCCAUUUACUCCAGGGUUAAGUCUUCUGUCAUAUCUGGGAUGGUUUCUGUUCUCUCUCCAGGAGUUUAAAUCUUCCAGCUUAAUUUAAAGUGUUAAUCUUAUGUUAUAUGCUCUUACUAAAUUCACUAUUCAGAAAGCAGCUCACAGUUUCAAGUGUGUGUCUUCUGAAAAGACAAUCCCUAUAUAUCAUGUUCUUGGCUGAAUAUUUUUUGUCAUGUAAUUGUGCAUGUGGCCCCUGCACUCCCCACCAUAUCACACCAUGCAGAACGACACUGUGCAUCAUUCUGCAAUUGUGUCAGAGACACAGCCACUACAAUGUUGCACCCUCCAACACAGCUCAUAAUUUUACAUAUGAUAAUUUCAGUGCAUCAUCUGUGCUACUUAGCCCAAAGAUACUCUAGUACCGCACAUUUCACCCCAACCAAUGAGCAACCAGUCAGCACUAUAUAAGCAGUGUACAUGGAUGGGUGUUUUGGCCUGUUGUGCCUUCUUUAUACAAGAGAGUACAUUAAAACAACCAGCUAGUUCUUUGCACAGCAAUGCACGUGCAUGAUCAAGUCUAAUAUCUAGCAAAAAGAUUGAUGUAUAAUAAUGUAGAGAAAAUAAAGGGUUACAUCUCCUAGGAAACCGCAAUUUAAUUAAUGCGUAUUUUCUUAAUACAUUUUAUAUAAUAAACAGUUUCAGGAUUUAGGCCACACUGCACCUUGGCCAUCGAUGGGGUAUAGAGGGAUAAGUCGGCAUUCUGUCAUAACCAAAAUGAGCAGAGCCAGGGAUUUUGUGAUAUCUUCAAAACGUCCAGUUUGCCACUGUCUAAUUGUAGCAUUCUUGUGGACUUUAAUCAUGGAACACGUUUUAUCUGAUUGACGUGACAAGGUUUGUUUGUGAAAUGGCUUUACAUUAAUUUCAUAGCAUGAUCUAGAAAUACAGUAAGCAUUAGUAUAUAGCCUCUUUAUAAUGAAUCCGUUAAUGUUACCUGUUGUAUAUUUUCAUAUCCUCAUGUUUAGUUUUUGUGAUCUUUACAGGUAACCUUUGCAAGAUACUGUGGUUUACCCAACUGCUCUGCGGACUUGCAGAUCUCUGGCAAAUUCUCAUUUCCAAAGUAAGUGUACAUUAAGCUUUAAAUAUUUAAAUGGACAGUCAACCUAAAGUAGACACUUUCAUUAUUAAGUGAUAACAAAGGGGGGAAUUCAGCACUUGUAGAUUACUGGUAUUGUUUAAAGGCAGCUUAGUCUCCAAGUCCAGGAUCUCUCUUGUCCGGUAGAGGAAAAAGAAGAAGCGGAAGGAUGGUGUAGCACCUAAUAUGUCCUUGAAGAUAUGUGGAAUGAUAAAAAGAAAAACUAAUAGUGUAGUAUGUAAAAUACAAUUGAAAAAAAAAUUCUAAAAAUAAGCCACUCACACUUUUUGGGAGCUUAGGUGCAGCUCCGACUUUAGCGCUUGGGCAGAAUGAUUCCCGCCCAGGGAUAUAAAGUGGUCUACAGGUCUGCGAGUGGUCCUCCUCUAGAUCGAUUUUCUCAUAAACAUGAGGGGGAAAAAUUGAAAUAAUAUGGUGCAGAAUGUCAGACCAGAAUAGCAGAAAAUAAAGCAGAGUAAUAAAUGUCCACUCACAUAUUUUGGAGCCAAAACGUCGGCUCCCCAAUAUAGCGUGGAGUGGUAUGAUCCCCACUUUAGGAUAUAAGUGGUGAUGGUGUCUCUCCGUGUACAAACAUAGAAGAGAAGAAAACCACAAUAGUGUGUAACUGUAAAACAUUUAUUUUAAAUGUACCGACAUGUAGUGGAGCAAAAUAAGGUUUGCUCCAUCUAAUGGGCGUACGUGGUUUUAUGUCCCCACCAAGGAUCUAGGCGUUAAUGAAUCCAGCAACAAUCAGUAAGGUCCUAUAAAAAAGUAAUUUUAUUUAUAAAAACAAAAGAUAAAACAAUCAAAAGUAAAAUAAACAAUCAUAAAAUACACUUUUGAGAAGCCAGUUGUUGGUGAAACACAUUAAGUGUAUUUUACGCUUUCAGGAUAAGGCUGCUGAAAGUGAUGACAUCACAAUAGAGUUAUGUUAUUUGAGCAAAAAAAAAUUAUAAAAAAAACCUUUAGUACCCUAGCAUUCUGUAUGGCUGUACAAAAGGGAAAUAAGUAGAACAUUUAAAUUUUGCAUUUGGUAUACAUCGACAAUGCUGUAAUAAAAAUAUACUGUAGCAUUUGGUCCUUAAAGGGUUAAUAAAAAAAAGCAAAACACACACACAACUAGCAUCACGAAUGGGAACCUAACAUACACAUUGCGCCUAAUGCGUGUUAGUACCUGGAGUGUCUCUCUAAUAGCGUUUUUGGUCGAUACUUACAUUCACGGUUAUGGAAUUAGUGAAUUAGCAAGGGCUAACAAUCUUGACAUUUAGCAUCACUACACCGUGGCUUUCAUUGAUAUAUUUACAGCUUUAUAUUGAUAUCUAUACCUAUUUCACUCUUACGAUAACUCUCUAUUGUCAUUAAAAAAAAAAUCAAUGAGAUAAUAGUGACCACUUGGUUAAUAUAAAAAGAGGAAGUAUAUAAGGCCAAUAGAGAAUCUAUUUCCCCACUCCUACAGAAAACUGUCACUUCCCUUAGUUCUUAUUCUAGAAAGAAUAUGUCUUAACAGGUCAAUAACAGCAGAAUAUCACUUUUCUAUAAAUCGUAAUUACCGGUCACACAGCUUUAUUCAAAUUUACAUCCCUCUGAACCAUCGAAAGUCGUUGCUUCAGGAAGCUGUCAAUCGCAGCUUGUUGUUGGGGUGUCCGCUCUAUUUUGUGUGCCCACCCACAGUGCGUGAUUUGGGUGUCUGGGAAUGGCACAUCUACAGUCUUGCAGCUUCCAUUCUCUCUGGGGAUAUAGAGUUUGGUAACACCUGCCUCUCCUUGUAUUUCAACAACAGUGCCACAUGAUAUUCAGCUGGUUUCAUAGCACAAACUAUAAUUGCACGGUUCUGCCACUGCUGCAAAUCUAAUAUUCGUUUAAUCCAAAAAUAAUGGUAAUUGAGGUCUAGAAAUUCCAAAUGCAGACAUGACACAUAUGGCAGAUUUGUUAUAUUUCUGCGCUCUCUGCAUAGCGACAUUUGUAUGUAUAAUUGUAAGCUCUCCGGAAAAUGUAGAGAAGGCUUCCCUUGCUCUAAGAUCUGAUAUAUAUCAAGAAUAAUAUACCUAAAAAGAUUUUAAAAAGUAAAAAUUUUAAUUACUGGACAUAAAAAUGUAAUAAACUAUCUAACUUUAUUUGACAUGGACAAAUGAUGUUCUAUAAAACGUUUAUAUAAUUUUUUUUGAAUUAUAUAUAAUACUCACUGUCCACCCCUUACCAGUGUCACACAUUUAUUUAGUAGCCAGUGUUAACCAGAAAAAUGGGGAGCAUUCAUGUGUGUGCUGCAAUAGCAUUAACUUCCAGAGAUAGCAUCCAUGGAUGAUGUAACAGUUUGCAUGCAGUGUUUAUAGCUAAUAUUGACCGACCACUUACAUGACAACAGGUUAUAUUUUUACAUAAGGGGGAUCUGUAUGCAUGAAAACACUCCAUAACAUGUAACAAUUAAUAGAAAUAUCUCAACAUAAGUCUUCGUUCUUUUUUUUUUUUUUCUGAUACUGAGCAUUGUGUAUCAUGACAUCAUGUCCAAUGAUCUCUUCUGAGAAUUGGCAUCUCCUGGCAUACGGCUGCUAUUCUUGGUGGCCAUUUCCACUGGGAUACAUGUGCCUGGCUAAUGAGCGAUUUGAUAAGACUGCAGGUCUUGAUUGAGGGACCUUUAUUCUCAACAAACAAGAAAUCCCUUUUCUUCCCAGGGAAUUUGGUUGUCCUGGAAUACCUGCCGUGAUAUGCAGAAGGGGACUCCAUAGUCCUCUAGCAAGGCCGUGUGUGUUUGUAUACAAAUUAAUUAUAUGCCAACAUAUUCAGCAUUUCUGUACAAUAGGUGAAUGUGCAGUAUGAACAGGAAUAGGUGUGAGGACCUUACCGUCUGAGGGGGUGGGGUAUAGUUAAGCAAAACAUAAUUGUAAAAUACAUUUCAUAUAUAGCUAAACUGGUUGCAAGGAGAGUUUAUCAUAAAUACAGGUUCCCUUUUAUAUUUCAUGGCUGGGAUACUGCUGGCAUGGCUCAUCUCCAUUCUGAUCCAUACAUAUCUAUUCAGCAGAUUCUCACAUUAGAGACCCCUCUCUAGUGUUGAAUCAUUCCUCUCUUACUGGCUCUAUUAUACUCUCCCCCAGUCUCCAUUACUUCUGUAAAGGGACCCUAUAGCAUCCAGACCACGUCAGCUCAUUGAAGCGAUCUUGGUGCAAUGCCCCUGUCCCCUUAACCCUGCAAUUGUAAUUAUUGCAGUUUCUGAGAAAACUGGAUAAUUUAAAUUGCAGGGUUAGGACUGCCUCUAGUGGCUGUCAAACAGACAGCCACUAAAGGCACUUCCUGGUGGUUAGGCUAUGUUUGCAUGAGGACAUCCAGUAUCAAGCAAUGCUUUUCUAUUGCGAGAGCCUAAUGCGCUCAUGGCGCUUGCCGUCAGUUAAACCGUUAACAGUCUUUAUCCCUCUCUACUUCCCACACUUCACUAACCUGCCAGCUGUAUCACUUAAUAUUAGCAAACCUUGUAUCCCUAAAGUAAUAUUUGUUUUUUUCAAACUGUAAGUUCCCCAUGUAUGUCCCCAUUGUCCAGUUAAUUAUAAAUUAUACACCGCUGUUGUAGCCACCUCCUCUGCUGCCUCCUUCAUUAACAAGCAUGCUGACAUCUUCCGUGUUUUUGUCCAAUCCAACACUUCUCAUAGAUAAGUGCAUGCUAGGCGAGCAUUGCCCUCAUCCUUCCAAAUUCUUCUCACAGCACUGAAUCCAAUGUUUCCCUAUGAUCAGAAUUUGAUUACGUUCACUGUCAACUUCACAUAACCGAGUCAAACUCUGCUAUUCCUGUGGAAGCACCUUCAGGAAGACAGCCACUAGUUGUGUGUUUAGCCAUGUAAUGAAGACAUUGGUGUAGCUGUAAACGAGCAAUAUUUUACAUUACAGGACUAAACCUGCAGGGACACUGCCUAUAAUCGAAUCCUUAUGGCCGAACAAUCUGCAGUAUGCAUAGGAAUAAUAUGUACAGAACAGAUAGUGCACUGUGUGUUUGGUCACAUGCUUCUUUUUCAAAUUCCAGUGCUGGUUUUAUCUCAAAACAGUGUUCAGGGGGAACACUGGAAAUUCACAGAUUCUUGAUACAGCAUUCCAAGGGUUAAGUAUUCGUGCUGUAAAAUGAUAUUCUCUGAGUGCUCUAUCUGGACUUCUUGCAUAUUAAGCUGAUCUUAAGUAGAUAAAUACAUUUCACAAGCUUGCCUUGUUUUUUUUCAAAUAAUGAUUUCAAGUAAUUGUGACUGCGUAUUCAAUAUGUUUCUCUGUAAUAUGCUGUUGUCUUUGAACCUGGCUGUUUGUGCACGUUCCCACCUUCUACUGCUUGUCUCUGUGCCAGCUACUCUCCCCAAGGUGAGCAACGAGUAAUGCCUUGGUUUUCAGCCAAAUCAUUCUAUUAUAUGUCAGUUUCUAUUGCAAGUUCAACUGACAUUUUUCACGAGACGAGAAAGGAAAUAAAAACAGCUACAUCUAUGUACCAGCUCCAGUUAAAUAAAGAGGUCUGUCAUUGUUUUACGAAUUAUGCUUUUGGGUUUUUCUUUUUCUGUGUUGCAACACCAUAAUCACUAUCGUGUCUGUUCAGUAAAACGGUAAAUAUCGGAAAGUAAUGAACUGAAGAGCUUGACUAAUCCUUUUAGAGAGGCCUAUUUCCAGAACACCCCAAUACUUACAUGAUUAGUUGCUUAGCCACACACCAAAACCGCCAGUCAUCAAUAAAAAGAAGGAAAAUGCAGACUGAAUUGUGAUAGACACAAAUAGGGCUAUUCACUUAAGUGAGAAUUCCAAGUGAAAUAAAAGUGAAUUUUAGAUUUAAGAUCAAAAUAGCUGAACUGGAAAAUUUCUAGAAGUCAGAUAUGCUUUCAAUUCAACUACUCUGGCCUUUAAUUUAAAUUCACUUUGAAUUUACGUAGAAUUCUUGCUUUAGUAAAAUAACCAUGUAUAUUAGUCAUUACCAUGCCAAUAGAUCUGAAUCUACUACAACUAAAACUAAAGGGAGCUUGCUUUUCCUACAGAGCAGCCUGCCCCCGGGCCACAUAAUGUUGGACAGAGCACACAUCUGUUUUAAAAAAAAAUAAAAAAAAUAGAUAUCAUGUUAAUUGUCAACAAUUUAGCAAAAUUAGAAGGAAAAAAAAUCACAGGAUGUCUAGCAGAAGUAUUUUUUUAGUAAAGGGUUCACCAAUUUCCACCUAUAAGAGUAGUGUUUCAUCCUAUAUACGAAAAGAAAAUUGUCCACAGCUUACUUAAGGGAGGAAAAAUGCAUAGAAAAUGUGUGGAUUUGGAGUGCGUAUUUAAUGGCUAGAUCCUUUCUGUGUAUCUGCUAUGAGCUGCCCGCAGCUCCCUUUAAUGUAUGAUACAGGUAAAUAUUUCUUAAAUUAGUCAGACUGUAUUGGAAUUGUCAGAAAUAUAGACAGGGCAACAAUGUUUUCUGGGGCAUCUUGCCAAUUUGCCAGAUUGCAAAUGAAAAUACUGAUACAUGUCUGCUUAUUUUUUUCCAGAGCUUUUGAAAACAAAACGUACCUUGUAGUUGGAGGCUCGAAGACUUUAAUGAUCAAUGUUUCUCUGUACAAUGCUGGAGAUGAUGCAUAUCAGUCUUCCCUACAGAUGCGACUCCCCAAAGGAGUUAACUUUAUAAAAGUUCUGGACUUGGUAAGCGUUUAAUCUUCAGUUCAGCAGUGAUACACUGAAUGGGCUAGACAGUAGUGUGGACCUUUAAAUGGUGGGAGAUGAUUUUAUUAACGCUUUUGGAACAUGGCAUAACAGCAGUACUGUUACACUCUUCUGUAGCGUUACAUAAAUUUUCUGUUUAAUUGCAUAGCUGGCUUUAGUGAGCCAGCGGAAUCUGAAUAGGCAUGUGACAUAAUCACACAACAAUAUGUAUUCGUUAUCAGCUUCUUACACAGGCUCACAGACAGACAAUCUCACUGACACACACAGACAAACUUAGUACAGACAAGCUCUCUGGCACACAUACAAGCUUACUACAGACAAACUCACUGAUAUAUACACAGAAGCUUACUACAGACAAACUCACUGACACAAACAUGCUUCUUAUAGGCAAGCUCACUGACACACAUGCUCACUACAGACAAUCUCACUGACACACACACAUGCUUACUGACACACAUACAAGAUCACUCUCACUCACAACUGUAGUGUAUUUGAAGCCUACCUGACAGUGAAUGAUGUGGAAUCCCUGGGAGGUGAAAACUCAAUUUCCUGGCCUCAUCCUACUGACGAGUUCCGCUUCUUGAGGCUGGGGGUGGAGCUUGAGAGCAGGGGCAGAACUUCAGUGCAGGACAGAGCAGGAGAGGCACCGAAAACUCCCUCCCUGCAGUGCUCCCUCCGGACUCCGGCAGCCUUAAUGUGGCUGCUCCAGCCCCCAGCACUUUCCUCCAUAAUUCUCUCAGACUGGGAAAUUAUUUAAAUGGUAGUAUGGCUGCCUUUUCAGACCCAAGUGCUGCAGCUCACCGGGAAAUUUCCCGGGAUCCCGGUGGGCCAGUUCCUGCUCAUGUGUCAACAUUAUUGGCAAAUAGAGGGGAUAUAUUGCAAAAGAAUGUUUAUGGUUUAUAAGACAUUAUCUUGGACAAGGAAACAAUUCUAAUAAAGUUUUUAGGUUGCUGGAAAAAAAGAUGUGUUACUAGUGUAUUAUUAGACCAUAGAAUUCUAAAAGGUUACAUCUGCCUUGCUGGGAUUCAAAGCUGCAAGCUGAACAUUUGAACAGUUACUACAGUGUGUUCUUUAACCAGCUAAUCCAUCUCACCUGUCUAUUAGUUUGUCACAUAGACUCCUAUAAUGUAAGCCAAUAUAGCAUCAGUAAGUGUUGUGCUCUUGAAAAUGCUUAUCACCUUUCUGUUAAAACAGAAAAAUUAUAUUUUGUUUCAUAGCUUCGGGCACAUGACAUUAUUUUUAAUUUUUAUUUGCAGCCUGAAAAACAGAUAAACUGUGAUGUUAAUGAAGAAGAAAAUCAGCUGAUAACAUUGUCUUGCAGUGUUGGUCUCUACUAUGUCGAUUCACAUUCAAAGGUACGUUAAACAUUAGUAUACAAUUGUCUCAAUCGAAAACUGUAGCUUUGAAUUACACAGUUGCCUCACUCUGCAGGCUGAAAAAUCGAUGUACAUUCUUUUUUUUUCAUAUUUUCCUGCUUCUACUCCUUCUUUCUUAUGCUUUCCACACCCACUCCAGGGAGGACACUGAUCUAACCAAUCAGUGUCCUAUCCCUAGGGAUGCUGGAAAAGUGCACUGGGCAUGCCUGACAGAUUGACACAUGUGCAGUUGGAAGAUCUCUUCACCUUGAAAAAUCCUGACAAGGAGAGAAGAGAGGAAGUCUGAACAGUGAGGUCAUGCAGAGAAGGCUCCAGUGUUGGGUUUUUCUGUUGCUGCACAAUGAUUCCCUGUUUCGUCAUUAGUGGACUGGUCUAAAACCGAGAUGGGUCUUUAAGGUGGGGAGGAGGAAGCUGAAUAAACUCUACUAGAUGCAUGCCUUAAAAAAAAAUAAAAAAAUUAAAAAAAGUAUGUAAUAAAUAUUUAUAAAGUUUUUUUUGCUUUUGACUUGUAUAUUUGUUUAAAAGUGUUUACUUGCUAGUUUAAAAAAAAAUAUUGUCAAGUGACAAUAUUGUCCCGUUCAUACACAAGUUUUGGAGUAUAGGUCAUGUCCCUGCUCUGCCCAAUGCCCUGCCAUUUAGAAAUUAAAUCACUUGUGUUUCUGUUUAUGAAGCCAUAGUCACACUUCCCCUGGCUGUGACUUACACAGUACCCAUGAAAAAAAAUUGUUUCAUAUUCAAUUAGAUCUAAAACGGCACAGUGUGUUUACUUUAGAAGUUAUCUUCUUCUCUGUUAGUUGAACUUUAAUUCCAUAGGGGGCUUCAGGAGGCUCUUAGCUGGGAAUUAACAGGGCAGAAGAUAGGAAAAUCUUAAUUAAACACACCAUGCAAUAAAGUUUUAAAAUUAAUCUCUCUUUACAGGAAGUGUGUAGGGAGGAUGAGUAUGUCACAGGAAAGUGAGGCGUGGCCAGGGCUGCAUAAACAAAGUGAUUUAACUCCUAAAUGGCAGAGAAUUGAGCAGUGAGACUGUAGGGCCAUGACCUUAUAUCAAAACGGGUUUAUUAAGCUAAAGUAAGUUUGGUGCUUAGAAUAUCUUUUUAGCCAUGUCAUGUGUAUUUCAAGAGAGUGUAAUUUAAAUCUAUGCAGCAUUUCUGUCAGUUAAAGUGAAUAGAUAAAUCAGUCUUCCGAUUUCCCUCUGCGUGGCUCCAUAUGUGUAAUAACUGUAGAGCUGUGCUAUGAUAGCAUUUCCUGUUAUCAUUUCCUGUCGCAUUUCCUGUCACUUUAUGUCUUCGAAUGGCUCUCUAGUCCUUUGCAUUACACCACCAGGGACAAAAUGGGAAUGGUUAGUCCUCCAUAUUUUUUCAUACAUGGGUGCACACCUGCAAUAUCCCCUUUUAACUUAUUUUUGCCCUAACUGUUAACUGUUUACCAUUACUUAAAAAAAAAAAAAAAAACCUUAACCCCUUAAGGACACAUGACAUGUGUGACAUGUCAUGAUUCCCUUUUAUUCCAGAAGUUUGGUCCUUAAGGGGUUAAAGGAAAACUAGAAUAAGAGGAAAGAAUUAUAUGAACAGUAAAAAAAAGUUUUACGAUAAACAGUUUCCUGUACUUGUUGCAAUAUCUCUUACGUUACCUGCUAUCUAAACACCAUUACAAGAGCCUUUUGGCUUUACUAAAUGCAGAGGAAGAGAAGUGCUUGACCCUCGAUCAACCACACGAUAUCUCUCUGCAAAUUAAAAACACACUAGUCUUAUGGCGUCUAAAACCAUGUGAGUAUGUUGAUAACUAUACGAUGUAGUCAUCACUAAUCACUAAUGAAACAAUUAUUCCAUGCCAAUGUAAUGACUUAUAAUAUGAUCACUAGAAAACAGUUGUACAAUGUAUAUUUAAAAAAAAUAAAAAUAAUUAAAUAAUAAUAAUAAAAAAUAUAUAUAGUUAUUUUUCUUUUUUCGUUAUAUAUUGGACAUUUAUUAUAUUUUUGAUAUAUUUUAUUACAGUAUACAUGAUUCCAGCGGCAUGGAAUAAUUUUGCCUUGAAAUAUUACCAACUCGUAUAGAUGCCAAUAGCACAGAAGUCUUUCAUAUGACAUAAGGUGCCAAUAUCAGAAAAGGGCACAAAUCCAAGAUUCAUAAAAAUUACACUUUUUUUUAUAUUACCUGGUCAAAAUGUGAAAUUCGUGAAAAUGUUAAAUGUGCUUUACUAUUCCUUUAAAAUGAUUAUUAUUUUCUAUCUGCCAUUUCAUAUCAAUGGGUGUUCGAGCCAGCAGACUUGGAAACAUGCUAAUAUGAAUACUUUGUUUCAUUUCAUACAGCAAGACAUUUCAUUCCUCCUGGAUACAAGUUCCCUCAGCAAAGCAGAAGAUGAUCUUUUAAUCAACAUUACAGCAAACUGGUAAAUGUUUUCACAUGACAAUAAUUCUGGUAUUGUUGAAUGGGUAAGGCAGUGGCUGAGUGACAGGCAACAGAGGGUUGUAGUCAAUGGGGUAUAUUCAAAGCUUGGGCUUAUCACCAGUGGGGUACCUCAGGGAUCUGUACUUGAACCCAUUCUCUUUAAUGUUUUUAUUAGUGAUAUUGCAGAAGGUCUUGAUGGUAAGGUAUGUCUUUUUGCUGAUGACACUAAGAUAUGUAACAGGGUUGAUGUUCCAGGAGGGAUAAACAAAAUGGCAAAUGAUUUAGGUCAACUAGAAAAAUGGUCAGAGUUGCGGCAACUGACAUUUAAUGUGGAUAAGUGUAAGAUAAUGCAUCUUGGACGUAAAAAUAAUUAUUUCUGAUGAGUUAAAGGUAAGCAGACAAUGUAAUAGAGCAGCAGGAAAUGCUAGCAGAAUGCUUGUUUGUAUAGUUAGAGGUAAUAGCAGUAGAAAGAGGGAAGUGCUCAUGCCAUUGUACAGAACGCCAUAGGCGUGCGCAGCCUAUUGCAUUAGGGUGUGCACCCUAAAGCACAAACACAUGCCGUGUGUAUAUGUAUGUAUGUGUGUAUAUGUAUGUGUGUGUAUGUGUAUGUGUAUAUAUAUAUAUAUAUAUAUAUAUAUAUAUAAUAUAUACACACACACACACAGCAAGGUGCUGUUAGUGUGAUGUGCGAGGGUGAUGUUAGUGUGAUGUGUGAGGGUGCUGUUAGUGUGGGUGCUGUGUGUGUGUGUGAGGGUGCUGUGUGUGUGAUGUGUGUGGGUGUUGUGUGCUGUGUGUGUUUGUGUGCACUGUAUGUUUUGAGGGAUUGUGGGGGUGGAGGUGGGGGCACAUUAGUUAAUAUCCCCCCUCCCUUCUUACCUUAUGUAGGGAGGGGGGAUCCUUGCUGCCAUGUGCCAUCCCUGGUGGUGCAGUGGAGAGUCUACUCUAGCAUGCGGGGCUAGAGUUCACUCUCGCGAGAUCUGAGCGUUGCCGCGGCAAAGCUCCAACCUCGCGAGGGAAACCCUUCGGAGCUGCUGGCCAGAGCUCCCCGGGUCCUCCCCUGCUUCCCUCCAUGCUGCUGUGUGCCAGUGAGGGAUCUCCCCAACGGCCAAUGGAGGCUUAGAGCAGAGCCGGCGCUCGGAUAGCACCGGCUCCACAUGAGCCGACAGGGGAGAUCCUGAGAUCUCCCCUGCCGGUCUCAAUCCAUAGGCGUGCCCAGGCACACCCGGCACACGCCUAUACAGAACACUGGUGAGACCUCACUUGGAGUAUUGUACACAGUACUGGAGACCAUAUCUUCAGAAGGAUAUUCAUACUUUAGAGAGAGUUCAGAGAAGGGCUACUAAACUGGUUCAUGGAUUGCAGGAUAAAACAAGGAAAGGUUAAAGGAUCUUAACAUUUAUAGCUUGGAGGAAAGACGAGGCAGUGGGGAUAUGAUAGAAACAUUUAAAUACAUAAAGGGAAUCAACACAGUAAAUGAGGAGACUAUAUUUAAAAGAAGAAAAACCACAAUAAGAGGACAUAGUCUUAAAUUGGAGGGACAAAGGUUUAAAAAUAUCAGAAGGUAUUAUUGUGACAGAGCGCUGGCACACUGUCACUUGGGCAUCAAGGGCUCCUUUGUUUGGGUGGGCUCUGGUGGGGAGUGGCCAUUUAGACCGCACAGACUUAGACCUAGACACAACAUGGAGAGACUAGAUGGCGCCAAACCAGAGAUUGUGUGACCAAGAGGGUGGGGGUUGAGACUUUCCCCUUUGUGAUUCAGGAAACAGUCACCUAUUGUUGACUGUGUGUUAAUCACUUUACCUAAUGCAUAAUUUUUUCCUGUGUAUGCAAAGUAGGUGUUCUGUGAUGGUGUGUUCUAUUGGUUAUUAAUGGGCUUAGUGCGAAUGGCUGUUUUAUUAGGUCCAGUUUGAUUGGUUGCUGUUUCAAACCUUUGUGUGUUUACUAAUUAGUUUACUUGUAUAUAAAUACCUGAGUGUGUCUAAUAAAAAUGAGUCCCUGUUCUACCCUCAAGCUGUGGGUGUCUGCUGUUCUUGGGAGAGAGGUGUUAGCUGACUGAGUCUUUUUUUGAACAGGCUGACAUUUGUGAUUUGGCGGUGGGAAGAAGCUGUUCAGACGAGUGUAUUCAGUUGGGGCACAGGGGACCCAUCACAAUUAUUUUACUGAGAGAGUAGUGGAUGCAUGGAAUAGCCUUCCAGCUGAAGUGGUAGAGGUUAACACAGUAAAGGAGUUUAAGCAUGUGUGGGAUAGGCAUAAGGCUAUCCUAGCUAUAAGAUAAGGCCAGGGACCUAAUGCAAGUAUUUAGAAAAUUGGGCAGACUAGAUGGGCCGAGUGGUUCUUAUCUGCAGUAACAUUCUAUGUUUCUAUAUAGAAAAUAUAUAAUUUGUUUAGAUAGUGAGAAGAAAAGUGCCAUUCCUUAAAAUUAAAGGGACACUAUAGUCACCAAAACAAGUUUAUAUAGAGAUUAUGCCCCUGCUGUCUCACUGCUCAAUUGUCUGCCAUUUAGGAGUCAAUUCACUUUGUAUAUACAGCCCUAGACACACAUCCCUGCAUGUGACUUACACCUCCUUACGUGGGACUCCGAGUAAGAAGUCAAAUUGUCUGAGGCCGAUGUUGAGGCCGAGUUGUUGUCUGUUAGCAUCCACAUGUCUAUUGGUCUAAAUGUAUUUGUUCUGGUUCAUUCAUAGUGAAAAUGAAGUAAACCAAGACAUGUUAUCGAACAAUGUUGUCACUUUGGUCAUACCAACAAGAAAUGAGGUCAAUCUCAAUGUCAUUGGGUACGUACAGUUUAUAUAUGCACUUUCUCUCUUUGACACUUCCCAAUUUAUCUUCUUUGUUUUGUGUAGUGACUCUCUGUGUCUGUGUCAGGUUUAUUCAAUGUUCCAGGAAUACUGGAAAACAGACUGGUUAAAAUAAGCCAUGUCCCAUUGUAAAGUGCUACCUAAUUUGUUGGCGCUUUAUAAAAUAUAAUCAUGUCAAUCCCAAAAACCAGACAGAAUUAACACAUGUAAUGAUUACUGGAACCACAGAAGUGCAGUGUUCCAUCACAUUGCUUUAAAUAGUGAUGGGCCUUGGAUAUAAAUAUCUCAGCACAAUUUAACUAUUACGUUUAACUUUACCAUUAAGCACGUUUGCUUUCUCAUAAUAAUUACAUGGAGCAACACAAACUCUUUAAAUGAAAGCUACUUCAGUUUCACAUGUAGUAAUUGAUGUGCAUUUCCAGUAAUGUCUUUGUGAUUGGAUUUAUAUUUAUGUUGUGUUCGGUUUACAGCUGUAGCACAAAUAGACAGUAUCAAUGUUUAUUAUGAUCAGGGGAGCACCGUUAUACAGAAAUUGGGAGUGGAUAGAUGUGUAUGUGCAAACAGUAUGGGGGAGAUGUAGCAAAGUUUUCUGGUCUAAAAACUGGUGCAAAACUGAAAAAGAGGCGUUACCAAUGGAAUGUUCCUGCUGGUUUCCAUGGUGAUUGUCUCUUCUUUUUUUUUUAGUACCUUCGACCUCUUCUUAAAAUAGUAAAGUUGAUACAUUACCUCAAAUAUCAAUACAGUGAUGUCAAAUUGUAUCACUUCAAAUAAAUAUUGCACAUCACCCAAUCAAAGAAUAACCUGUAAUGGUUUUGAAAAAUAUAUAGCAUGUAGAUAUACAAAUAAUUACAAUACAAAUAUAUUAGUAUUUAAAAAAUAAAAAAAACACAGUAUGGGGCACCUGUGUGUGCAUUAUAUUGAGCAUACUCACAGCUCUGGAAAAACGUGAGUGAUUGAGUUGCUGAUUUUAAUCUGUUUUGUGCAUAUCCUAUAUUUGUAUUUUAAUUUUUUACAGAAAUUAUAAAAGUCAGAGAAGAAUUAUGUACAAUUACAUAUUAUAUAUUGUUCUUUGAUUGGAUGUUCAGCAUUCUUUACGGUGAUACAUUGUGCACUUUUGCAUCACAUUUUUCUGGAUAGUUGUUUACAUGGCUGUGGAGACCCCUUUAAAUGCUCCAUGUAUAAAAAGGAUUUUCCCACUUGGUUUGGAUGCACACACAUUGCCGUAGUUCGAUUUAGUUAUUUAUUUAUUUUUGUAUCUCAAUAUGUCAAAAUAAAAUGUAGCAAAUAAACCAGAAUAUAAUUAGUAAAUACAUUAGCUCAUAAAAGUCUCACUAGGUGUAUACAUAUUAGACAAUGGGUAUUCUGUUCUCUCCCAAAUAGUGCAUUAUUUACACGAGUGAAAACCGAUCACUUCUUAUGACUUACUUAGAGUAAUGUUAAAAAAACACAAUAAAAAAUUUGAAUUAUUGAGACACUGUAACAUGUGGAGUGUAGUGAAAAAAAUACAAAGAAAAUAAUGGAUAUUAAUACAGGAUAUUUUCCAUUGUGACCUAGAGUAAAGCUGAAAUAUUUAUGUUUAUUUUCUGAAAUCUGUUAUCCUUCCGCCCUUUCAUGUUUAUUUCGUGUACAUUCACGCUAGCUAGGCAGGAGAUAAAAUAUUAAAGGGUAAAUCAUGAGAUAAAAUUGCCCCAUAUUUUUAAUUUAUUAUAUAGUUAAUACAUUAAAUAAAGAAAAAAAAUGCAAAAGGGAAAAAAACAGUUCGUACUUGGACAGCAAGUGUCAGAAGGCCGGCCCCUACCUGACCAGAAGGAGGCACUCAAAUCAGGAACUUCUCAUUCCCAACCAUGAUGUCUGCUGAUAACCAAGAAUCCCUGUACAGGUUUAUGGGAUAUGUAGUUAAAGUAAUAAUAAUAAUAAAGGGACAUUAAUUUCUCACCAACCACUUUCACUUUAUUUGCCUGCAGAAUGGUGUCUCCUUUAUCGCUUGUGUUUGGACCCUCUGAAGAGAAAAUUGUUGCCCCAUGUGUUAUGGAGAAGAUAUCAUUCACUUUUAAUGUAAGAGAAACAUUACAGUUUAUAAAUAACAUUCUGAUUAUACAAUAUUGUUUGCAUUUAUGUGAGUAAAGUAUGUGCUGAGAAUUACUGAUUUUACCUAGAUUAAGGAAAUAUAUGUAAGCAUAAAAUGUUCCUUUGGUUUUAGUUUGUUAUUGGAAAAUACUCUGUUCUGUGUUGCUCAAAAGGGCACACUCUCUUAUUUUCUGUUAUACCUUGUGGCCUAUAGACUAGUCUUACACUAGUCUGUUUUUUUUUUUUGUUUUUUUUGUUUUUUUUUAACUUUAUACUCUAAUUUGAGCUGUAGAAAUUAACAUUUAUGGCAACAUUUCCUCCUAGAAUUCAGUACAGUAGAUUAUAGAAUUAAAAUGCCAUGUCACCACAAUUAAGCAUAAAAUGACAAGUUAUAGAAAACACACAAAAUCACAUAUUUUCCACCUAGGAACCCCCAUAAUUUAUACAUCCCCGGAUAGCCUGUAUCUGAGCACCCAACAUAUCCAAACAAAUGCGGAAGAAGUACCGAACGCACACUCUGGCUAUUUAGUAGCAUUUGUUUGUAUGGUUCAGACGAACAAACCUACCGAACUGCGCUCUCCUCACAGGUGUGGGAAGGAAGCAGGCGUUUGUCAAAGUUCAGCGGUGUUCGGGAGUUUCCGUGUCAAAUUUUUAGUUCCAUGCAAUCUACACCCAAACAUCGCUGCCUGCAUUCCCGCGAACAAGAUGGUAGCCAACCAGCCGCACAAUUACAACACAUGAUAAUUGAAGUGUCAGGAGAGGUUACCAGAGGUUAACAAGCACAGAGGUGGUCCGCAGUUCGUGAGUCUCUUCGGUUCCCAAACAGUACAAAUAAAUCCCAUGAACCAAGUCUUUUUACCAGACUUUUCUAUGGCCCAUAGUCAGUGGGCAGGAGGCUAACCUCCACACUCCUCCAGGAGCCUGUGGCGAACGUCCAGGCAAGGGGGCAUUCUUCAAAUUGCUGAUCAGAGAUUCUAGCAGAUUAUCUGCCUUUCCACAUUAUACACCAAUAAAAAUAAUAAGUACACAAUCCAUAGAUAAAUGUGGAUUAUCCAUAUUUUAGUUCUCUCUCUCAUGUAAAAUGUUGGACAAUAUAAUCCACCUUUAAUAAUUAUUUGCUACAAGGAGGAUAUAAUGAAGUAAUCAUUUGGCACAUAACAAUCUGGAGAUGCAUUACUUAGAUCCAUGAUUAUCUAUUGCAGGCCAUGGGACUAUACACCUUUUAUAAUAAAUGUAUUACUAGAUGAAGACAUUUCACUAUUUACUAAGCACAUAGGGUAGAUUAUAUUAUAACUACUAAUAAAGAAAUCCAUAUACUAACAUUUUUACCAUCUGAGAUUCUGAGUUAUUGUAAUGAAAGUAUCACCUUCCAUUCUCAGCACUGACCAUUUUCUUUGGUCUGACAUUCCAUUUGGAACACAUGUAAAUACUUUUGAUUUGCCAAACAGUCUGAAAUGUCUAUUCUGGGACUUAUGUUACUUUCAACCUCAUGACACAUUGCAUCAUCAAUAGUUUGGCUGAUCACGUUUUAGCUGCUAAUACUUUAUUUGUACCAUAAAACACGUUCGAAGAUAAAUAUGCACACUAAUACUUAGCCAUUUCAAUUCAGGUAAUCAAUUCUGGAUCCAGUCUUGCUCCCGGUGCCAAACUAGACAUAAUGAUGCCCAACACAUUUGCACCUAGCAAAAUAAGAUUGUUCAAUUUGCUGGACGUCUCGGUGAGUUACACGUGAUGCACAGUGAUUAUUUAUGUAAAGAACAGAACUAAAUUGAGAUUUGUGAAAUAGACUGAAAUGUAUGGCACUGCUAAUAAUAAAGUGUGCAAACUCGCUGACAAUAGUGAUUUCUAUUGCUCUUGGGAGUAUUGUCCCAGUGAUUGAUUUAUGGUGGGCAAUUGCAUGGGUACUGGUGAAUGUUUUGUUUUCUGUUUCAACUUAUUUUUCUCCCCAACAAUAGCAUGAGGAUAGGGUUUGGGGUGCAAUUCUAAGAGUUGGGAACCACUGCCUAAAAAUUACAUUCUAAGCACUAUAACCACUUCAUUUCAGUGGUUAUAAUGCCUAGUGUCCCCUGGCAGUCUGCCUAUUCAGUGUUAAAUCAUUUUCAAAGAUUUUAACACAACAUGUGAGUCCCCAGCCACCUGCAGUCCUACCCCCACUGGAGAUAAGGCUGUGUUACAUUCAGCCUUAGCUAUAGCAACUCAUACCAGAGAUAGCCAGCAAUUAAAGAUCAGCUGACUACUCAGUGCUGUGCUGCUCUGGCUAAUGCAGAAGCAUUAUUAUAAUUUUAUAAUUAUAAUUUUAGCAAAAAGGUUUUGAGCACUAAGGAACCCCUCAUUCACAGUUAAACUGAUCAAAAACAGUUUAACACUGAACUGCGAGCCUGCACCAGAGGUCUUUAGGAAACAUAAGCACUAACAAUGCAUGAAGUGGUUAUGGUACUUAGAGAGUCCCUUUAAAUAUCAAAAAGGGGAUCAGUGGACACUCAGAUUAUAAGACUUGCUCUAAAUGUCUAACCUAAUAGUGAAUGUCAAAUGUGCAAUUUUAAGACUUUGUUUGCUCCUAUAAAGUCUACUUCUCCAGGUUACAAUAGGGAAAAUGGAUCUGUGCAUGCAGUAUGAGUCAGUCUCCGCACUGGUGGGCAGUGCAGUGACACCAGUCCAAAGCAGGCUUCACCCCCUACUGUUCUACUACAUCCCUCCAAAUUGUUGGAGGUAGGACGCAACACCCAGCAUGCUUUGAGUUUUAGUUGUCUACAGACAAUCCUAAAGUGUCUAGUAAGAAAUAUACAUGAUUACAGUUUAAUUGAAGUUCUAAAGAAGAGAUUAAAGAUAUAUUCAUAUACAGUAUAUAAUUCAUAAUCAUAUAUCAAGGAAAAUCAUAAUCAUAGUCAUGCAGGUGUUCCAAAUGACGGGACAGAUUCCAAUUGUAUCCACAAUAAAAUGGCUAUAUAUGCUUCCAUAGAAUAAACACGGAAGACAUAUUAAGAUUGUAAACUCAACAGGAAAUCCUAUCGUGUAUGCGGAUUUAUAUUACCAUGUUAUUUUGUUUGAAUACCCAUACUUACCAAAUCUCCCUAGUAAAGUAAUUUCAAUGCAAAAUCACUAAGUGCAUAGGGUAAAGAAUUAAAACAAGAUUGGAAGCGAUACAGAAGAUAGCUAUGCCACAGUGUCACCGAAGGACUACAUGUUGUAAUAAUUUAUUUGAGGUAGAUUUUUUUUUUUUUAAAGAAUACAUUAUUAAUUAAUAGGCUGAAUAUUGUACAUUGUGUUUAUUCAUUGCAGACUACUGCUGGAAAAUGUUUGUUUACAAAUUAUUCUCGAGAAUGUGAUACGCCAAAGAAAAAUGGAACAAUAUUUGGGGAUCUAGUUGCCUUCUUUUCAAAACCUGAGAAGAGGGUAUUGGUAAGUGUCUUAUAUUAAUUUAAGUACGCACUUGUACAUAACUCACAUGUUAUUGCAUUAGUUACUUAUACUUACUGUUUCAGGAACAUUACCAUCAAACAUGCACAAGUGCGUAUAUAUGCUGAUAUGUCUGUCUUUUUUUAAAGAAAAUACACAUCCUAUAAGAAUACAACUAAAGUUCAAACAAUGGAACAUGGUGAAAAAAUGUGUAAAAUUUAUAGCUGAGAAGUCUCAAUAGCCAAAAGAGCAGUAGUCCAUGGAUUAAUCUGCUUCACUGGACUAUUGGCUAUUUUUAUUCAAACUAUUAAAAACAAUGAUUUGUUUUUAUUUAGUUCUGCUUUGAAGAUGAUUCUUCUUGCAUACACAUUUCAUGUUCGUUUGGAGACUUGGAAAGUGAAAAUGAGGUAAUCGUGGCAGUACAGCUUGAACUAAAUCUUCUACUUCUGGAAAUGGUAAGUGGUUAACAAAUCAUUUAAGUUUUACUGACCAGUGAAUUAUGCUGACCUGAAAUAAGAAUUACAAAAUUCCGGCUAAAGUAGUCAAUAGUUGGAAUUUAUGUGGCUUAUUCUGGUUUAUUUUGCAAACUGUGAAUUGUGGGGUAUUUACAAAACCAUUGCAGAUUCUAGAGCUAAAAAUCCAGGUUUGAAAAAUAGUUUAACUAAAGAAUUGUUUUAGCUUGGUUAUUCCCUCCUAAAACUAGCCCUUCUCUACAGUUACGGGAGAAGUGCCUAAACGCCAUUGUGAUCUUAUAUAAGCUUAAUAAAUAACGUAUCAGUAAUACAAAAAUGGUUUACAUCAGCAAAUUUCUGAAUUUUAUAGCUAUUUUUCUCUUUUAUUUUUAAAUUGUAUACCAUCAGGCCUUUCUCAGGAAUAAAAAUGUGAAUCAAGAUAGUGAAUACAUGGUGCUGUACUAACAAAAUAACACGUGAUAGAAGCUGUACAAACACUCCAAAGUUGUUCACUCACAGGUACAAUCAAUAAAUACAAUAGAAUACAAAACAAGAACAUGGAGGGUGCGCUAAACGAUAUGAAAACAAUAUAUAUACUUAUCCACGUGGAUAUAGCAGUUUAUUACUCUGUUGAGAAGUAUACAUAUUGUUUUCAUACUGUUAAGAGUGUACCGUCUACUUUUUUGUUUUGUAUUGCUUCCUGAGGAAUGUUUGAAGUAAAAAAAUAAUUAUAAUUAUAAAUAAAUAUAUAUAUAUUCAAGAAGAGAGCACUCUGGAGUCUUAUAAUUUGAAAAGUAAAUACUGCUUUAUUGUGCAGAAUACAAAAAAUGUCGACGUUUCAGUCAAUUCUGACUUUUUUCAAGGUCUUGGAAAUAAGUCAGCAUUGACUGAAACGUCGACAUUUUUUGUAUUCUGCACAAUAAAGCAGUAUUUACUUUUCAAAUUAUAAGACUCCAGAGUGCUCUCUUCUUGGAUAUUACAUACUGGUUGGAGAUUGUUUGCACCGGAGCACGAAAAGACCGGGAACCUUGAGUGCUGGGAUCUGGGAAUAUAUAUAUAUUACACACUGGUAAAUCCACUUAAGUAAAGCCAAUAUCUUUUGGUAGGUGGCUGUGUUAAUCAUGUCACUAAAUGUAAAAUCUAGUUAUACAAGAAAUGGACGGUGUCUCAAACCGAUUCGGAGUAUUAGUUGCAUGGAGCAAUAAAGAAAAAUUGAUAAAUGUUCUAUUACUGAUUCAGUAACCAUGUAAAGAAAAUAAUAGAUCAUUUUAGUGAAUAUCCCUGGGAGUGUUUUGAUAAUUUGGCGAUACAUUCUGUUCACGUAGGCUGAACUUUUGUUGUAGAAUUGAAAUAGUGAAGGGAAAAGAGAGAAGUCCUCACAAUUACAAAUGGCUUCCUUUAGCUAACCAGGGAGAAACCUUUUUCAAGUACAGAUUAAUUCUGCAAAUAAGAACAUUUACAUUCUAAUGUGCAUCUUACUGCAAUAAACAAUUCAAUUGUACUUUUGUUUUCCCUUUUCAGGAUGAAUCCUCAGUGCUUGUGUUUAUGACAACUGCUAUGGCAGGACACGAGGCAAACGCAAAAGUGAUUAACAUGAACCCAAAUAAACAAACACAUGUAAGUGCUUUUUGUAAACACAGGAAUGUGAAAUUGUAUUUAUUUGAUGUUGACCAACAACUUGCAUGUAUCAAUCUAAGGCACACAAAGUUCCUGGACUCAAAUGGGCCAGCUGGGAAGAUCAGAGUGCAAGGGAGUAUAUGGCCUGCAUCUGGCACUUCUUUAUGAUUCAGAGAAUUGCCAUAGUAAUGCUUUGUCUCACCAGAAAGGAGACAGGAGCUCAAGUGGUCUGCACUCGUGGUAAGUGCAGACUUCAAGAUCCACACAUCAGACUAUCCCCUGCAAACACUUUUACCUCAUACAAAUCCCACAAAACACAACAGCAUUCAACACAGAUGCAAUAACACAGACAACCCACAUCACACUACAAUUAUUACAAGCACUACAUACAAACAUUUAACAUCAGAGUACACACAGACAUAACACAAGGGACAGCCCACAUACACUCAAACAAUGCUACAAACCGUUCACAUACACACAACACCAAAGAAGACCCGAACAGAUUAUACACGCAUUCCUUCAAACAUUCCACACAUACGUUCAUGCAACCUCUGUGCACACAAACUAUACUACCAUGUAGACUCGCAUAACAGUACAGACAUCACGCAUACUUACAUAACGAAAGCACACACAGCCUGCACACAUACACAACCCACCUAUACACAGAUAAAACCUCACAAAGCAGCCUCGGCACCCAAACAUAACACAUGCAGAAUUCCCCAGCAUUCAUAAACGUUGCCAUAAAGACCCUAAGGGACUUCAAAGCUUUACAUUGGCACAGCAAAAAGUUAAGGGAAUCAUGAUAAAGCCUUUUAUUACUAUUUUAUAAUCUUAUUUGCUAAGGAGGAAACAUAGAAAUUCAAUAAACAGAGCCUAUCAAAGUCUACCCUAUAAAACAAAUCUAUGUACUCUAUGCCGAAUAAAUAUAUAUAUAUAUAUAUACACCUGUAAUUAGAAAUCGAGAGAGUUAUUCAUGUUGUAAUCAUAGUGACUGCAUUUCCAAAACUACUUCUAUUUAACCCCUUAAGGACCAAACUUCUGGAAUAAAAGGGAAUCAUGACAUGUCACACAUGUCAUGUGUCCUUAAGGGGUUAAACUCAUGUUUUUUCUAAUAAAAUUAUGUGGCUAUAUCAAUUAAACAAAUCUAUUUUAAACAGAAAAGCUUAAUUUGGUAACAUUGUUUCUCUGAUUUUCUUUUAGGUAUUCCUGGAAGCACUACAUAAUCAAAAGCCCCAAGCACACAUAGUUGUUUUAAUUAUUUCUUUAAGCCUGUUGUUUGGCCUUAUUCUCUUUUUGGUGCUCACAUAUGUGCUAUGGAAGGUAAGUUUAUUUAUUUUUUCAAAUGCAGAUGCAUGUUUCAUUGGUAACACUCAAUGCUAAAUUAGCAUUUUUCCUCGUGACUGAUAUUUUUAUUAGCAUUUUAUACUUUCUUGUAAGGUCAAAAAUGUUGUACUAAAUGUUUUAUUGUAUAGUUUACAGUAUUCUUUAUGUACUAAUAUUGUUUGUUAAUUUGUGUUUGUUUUUCAAACUUGUGUUACAGGUUGGGUUCUUUAAAAGAAAAUACAAGUCUUUAAAUUCAGAUAUAAGUUGGAACUAUGUAAAGAAAGAUGAAAAAUAGAAGUAAUAUUUAUUGAAUAUUCUAAGAAUAAAAACUAUAUGGAUGUUUAAACCACAAAUUAUGAAGAAAACAUUUUUUUUUAAUGAAAAUGCGAGAAACCGAUUCUGAAUAAAUCGAUCUUCAUUUCCUCAGGAUGAAAAACUAUACUUGGAGAAUUUUUACGUUUGAAAAUGCACUGUUCCCUAAAAAGAUAUAUAUAUACACACACAACGUCUUAUCUCAGGAAUUUAGAAAAAUUGAAGCAAUAUUCACACAAGUGAUAACUUAAUGAAUAUAAACAUCUUAAAAAAGAUUGUCUUGGCCAAAGAUCACUGUAAAAACGAUGGGUCUUCAAAAGUUCUUAUUUCACUUCAACUCAAAAUUCAAAAAACUGAAUUGAGCAUCUUACUAGCAAAAUAGAACUGUCAAAAUGUCCUUUGCACUGCAGCCAGUGCCGAUAAGAGGAGACUUUUUUUCAGAGACAAAGGAGAGGCGUGAGCGGAUGAACAUAGCUCUUUAAAGCUAUUUUGUUUCAAAACACUAAAAACAUCCAGUGGACUUGUGAACACAACUGGAUGUAUCCAUAAAGAUCUGUUAUGUGUUAUGUUAUGGUUGUUGACUUGUGUUUGUAAUUAAAAGAUGUAAUAUUGAUGUUUUAGAAGAAAACAGUAAGUUUAAAAAAAAAAAAACUGCUGCAGAAAUUGCAUUGUAUGUUUUUCAUUUUAAUUUGGAUUCUAAGCUGCUGUGCAUAAUGCUCUGUGAAAAAAAAAAUCAGAUCUAUUAUUAUGGUCAAAAUCUAUAAAAAUACCAGUUUCCUUUCAAAGGAAAACUCCAGAAAUUUUAACAAUGUGUUACGGAGAUAUGUUGCAUUUAAACAUACAGUACAACAAUAAACAUGUUCCCUUCUCAAUGUUCUCUCUUACAGCAUCAAAUCAAAAAAUCUCCUGCUUCGAAGGGCAUUCUUUUGAACCAGGUUGAGAUUUUAAGGCAAUCUUUGUUCUCUGAUAUUUUCUAUAUAUAGAUUAAAGGGACGCUAUAGGCACCCAGACCUCUUCAGCUCAUUGAAGUGCUCUGGGUACAGUGUUCCUAUUGCACUUAGUGCUGCAAUGUAAAACAUUGCAGUUCCAGAUAAUCUGCAGUGUUUACAUUGUAGCACUAAGUCUGCCUCCAGUGGUGUCUAUCAGACAGCCACUAGAGGCGCUUCCUGAAUUCUAAUUCUGCAUGAGGACAUCCAGUGUCCGCUAUUUUCCGAAAGGAAAGCAUUGAUUCAAGUGAUCUUUUGCCCCAUUUCUCAUAGAUGGGUGAAGAAGGAAGGGGAGGGGGGAACGGAGGCAGAGGGAGCAAUAGUGCACCAUAGUAUCCCUUUAAGAAUUUCUAUAUAAACAGAAGAUUAUGUGCACCGCUACGAGAAUCUGGGGGAAAGGUCACUUAAACAAAAUAACCAAAACUGUUUCAGCAAGUGAAUAAAUGUCAGUCUGUUGAGCAUGGCGUUUACAGGGAAAUGUAUUUUUCCUUUGCAUGUCUCAACACCAUCCUGGAAGUGGAACACAUAAGGACCAUUCUAACCAGAAAGCUUAUUUGCAAAAACAAUGUAUCUAGCACAUAACUGAUUAAGUAAUUUACAUAUAUGGAAUUAUCACUGUACUGCCCUUAAUUGGGUAGUGGUCUUUUAAAACGUAUGAGAUCAGUCUUUGUUGUUUUUUUUGUUUUUAAAGAAAAUAUUAAUUGGCGUGCAAGAUUACAUGAGAUAAUACAAACAUUAGCUUCAGUGGUCGCUGUUAUACUUGAAUUUACGUCACUUUAAUAUAAAAUGUCUGUAAUUUAGGCAUGAUGUUCAGCCUUAAAAAAAGCUUAUUAAUAGAAUAUUUUCUAUUGUAUGAUUUUUUUGAGAGUUAUUUCGAGGUGCAAUGUUCGUAACCAGUAACAGCUGCCUGCAUUAAUAACCACGAGUAAAAACACAUCAAACCUGAUGAAAAUAUUUUGUGAGGGUUUUUUUUCCUCUUAAAUCUGUGUUUAUGAUGCUGCUUCUACCGUGUAACGGGCAUACUACGAAAGGCAUGGGUUAGAGGUAGGGCAAUGAUCACCGCUACAUUUUUUUGUAUGUUGAUGGGCCAAGAUGUAUAUUAAAAAUCUGCUGUUUUAAAAUGGCAACUUUUAAGUUGUCUGUCUUAGCAUUAAAGGAUAAUGUUUGACUAAUGUGCAAGAGCAUGCAUUUGUUUUUUAUUUUUAACUUGUCAUUGAAAGUGAGGAAUUCAUUUUAGUGUGAAUUGUGGUAAAUUCCCAGUGAAUUUAGAGUGUAUUUAAAAUCUUAGGUCAAAAUAGCUCAACUGAAAACACAGCUGACUUCUAAAUGUAAAUUGUUCUGUUUCGGCCUACAAUGUGAAAUUCAUUUUGAAAUCCCAAAAAUGCACAUCCAAGUAAAUAACCCUGUACAUGUUACAACGUGUAUGUAUAAAGCAACAAGGAAAAAUAUCAUAAAGAUUAUGAUUUAGUCAAAAGGGAACAUUUACAAUAUGGGAAAUCGUAAAAAAUGAAAAAAAAUAAAACACAGUAGUUACAAACAAUAUAGAUUGGAGAGACACAGAAACACAUGUUGUUCCUAUCAUUAAAAUGUUUGCAAAUAUUUCCAGUAAUAUGUCUAAAUGUCUUGGGAAUAAAAAUUGUCAUGUUAAUACAACUAUUCAACUCAAAUUAAUGCAAGUUAUAAAGAAAAGAAUGACCACUGUGCUGAUUUUCAUAUUUUAUUUUAAAGACUUGAAAAUACAAGUAUAGAAACUAUAGUGAAAAUUCACUUCCCCUAAAAAUCAUACAAAAGUCGCAAGUUAAUAUUGAAUGUUUUGUACCACUAGUUUUUUUUUUUUUUAAGAUAUUUUUUGUUCAAAUGUCUCUAGUUUUGUGUGUGUUUUUCUCGUGAUCUUUAACUGUCACAUUUCUAUUAAAUACAUCUAUGGACAACGUUUCCAUUUGUGUUUUUUUUGUUGUUUGUUUUUUUAAACUACAAGCAGCUACAUUUUGCAUUGCAAUUAUCCAGCUCUUCAAUGUUGCUUCCAUAGAGAUUAAGGAGUUCAGG
Pelobates cultripes (western spadefoot toad) is the source of this 89545-nucleotide messenger RNA. The record is from the annotation of a GenBank genome assembly. Lineage: Eukaryota; Metazoa; Chordata; Amphibia; Anura; Pelobatidae.